ACCCUACUCGCGGCCACAUGACACGGUCGGGCUCUCGCUCUCGUAGUCGUCGCACCACUCCGUCGUGUUCGCGCCGCGUCGUCAGACGUGUUUCGCCGCCGCCUCUAUCGCCGAAAUCCGCAUGUACGUCGUGCGAAUCGUUCGCGAUCACGUUUUCUGUUAAUUUUUUACUCGUUUUACUUUUUUUCAUUACCGUAUUGUCCGCGUAUCCGCGUAGUGUUUUUAUCGCCGCCGCCGUGCGUCCGAAACACGAUGUUGAGUGCCGCUACGAAAUGGGUGACCACUUCGUCGGACCCGAAAACCGAAAUGGGACCGCCGCCAAGCAGAGGCGCCGUGCUCAGGGUGCACGAGUCGUUUUUGAGAUCGCUGAAACGCCGGUCGCUCCGAGUGAAACGUUCUAAAUCGCUGGUCAUAGCGGAAAAACGAAAAUCAGGUAUAAAUAUGCGUAUACAAUAAAACAGUUUCCGCCAGAAAUCGUGUAAAUAUUGUCGGUUCGCCCGUUUCGUAGUGGCCGAUAUAAUAAUUUAUUCGAUAAUUAGGCGAGACACAAAUUUGUCGAAUCUUGGCGUGAAUGAGUCGACGAUUUGACAUUAUUGGUCGGCGUCCAAUGCGUACUAGUAUAUACAGUUCAAUCCUUAAACAUCGAUUUAAUUUAAUUGACAAGAACGUAUUUUUUUAUUUCGCCCGCCUAUUGUAUUAUGUCGCUUGUUUUUCAACUGUGCAAUAAUUGUAGAUAAAUGCGUACGUAUUUCAUACUUUUUUAGCGCCAUAUACCAUUGGCUAAGAAUUACUAUACGUAGGUAUAGAAAUUAUCGAUUUUUGUAGGCGUAUUUUGUGUAAAUCAUACCUACGUAGGUACCACCAUAAUAAUUUAUGUGUACACCAACAAUAGCGAUAUAUAUAUACUCAACCGAGUGAAAAUUUCCGAACAUUUCCCCAAUGUCGGAUAUAAUUCUUUUUUUUUUUUAACAGUACAGGUAAUAAUCGAUUUCCCCGUGUACUGUAACUAUUCUUAAGUAAUUAUUCUCGAAGGUGUCUUUCGGAUUUCACGCGUAACGACGAUUUAUGAUAAAAUUAUACAAAAGACACCGUGAGUUUUCGUACGAACGUUGUACCAAAAUCGUCGUGUCUAUAAAGCAGCUAUAUCAGUUACCGCGAUAUUGGUUACCUGUAUCGGUGUAACUUGUCCGAUCAGAUUACGGAUGAGUACCGCACAAAUUUCAAUAUACAGAAAAUAAAACGUCUUUCUGCAGCAGUUAUAAUAUACGGUCUAUCGUAAAACAAAAUUGUAUUUCUAUAUUAUAUUGACAUGUAUACCUAAACAAAAAGGCUCACCCUUCUGAUAGGUGUGCCACUGUUUUAGGGGGAGGAAUUUGGAAAUUUGGAGGAUACAUAGAGUCAAUGGUGUAUCGAGAAUUUGUAACAAAUGAAAUAGUUUUGAAUUUUUUGUAUAUUAUAAUCAUACAUUAAACAUUUUAUAACUAUUUUACAGCGCUAAUUAUAUAAAAGUUGAAAUAUUUAUCUUUUUUAAAAUUUAUAAAUGUGUAUUCAUUUUAUGUUUUCAUGUUUUAGCAAGUUCAUUUAUAAUAUCAUUAAUAACCACGUUGAUAUCGCGAUGAAUAUAUUUUAGUUAAGCUAAACCAUUUAAACGUAUUUGUCCUGAAGAAUUUUUCAAACGACGGAGUAUUGAAAACUAUCGUUCUCCCAUAGAAAUAUUUGAAGAAGUUUAGAUAUUACUGGAUAAACAUCUGGACUAGUUUGGAAGUAUACUUCAAUAGUAUUUUUGUUCUUGAGUUUGCAAGAUAUUAAAUUUGAAUAUUUAGUGUACCACAAAUCUUAUUCUCCGUUUAAUGUAUGAUCAUUUCAAUUUUAAUCGUUACAUUCAUUAAUUAUACCUUGAUUUGUUUUUACUAAUUAUCUGAAUUUACCUUUAAUAUCUAAAGGUAUUUUCGUUUCUAUCUUAGGUAAAAUACAAUCAAAAUUAUUCAAAAUAAUUCUGUGCGAUAUAAAUAUUUCGUUCAAUAACGAAUAACGAUAUUUCGGUCUAAACAAUUAUCUAUAAAAGGUAUGAAUACUUAAAAAAAUAUCAUCUGCUUUAGAUUGACGUGGCAAACUAACAGUAACAUCAAAUUUUUCAUAGACUGUUAUUACAGAUAAAAAUAACUGUUAAAACUCUGCAUCACAAUUUUCUCUAAUAUCCUGAAUAUUAUUUUAAAUAUUAGCAACUUCUAAGUGAAAAACUCAUGGAAAAUAUUUUCACUAAAAUAGAUAUAACUGUUCGAAAUUUUAACUGUUUUAUCGCAGUAAGAAGAUGACUUUCAGAACUAGAUGUGUCAGAAUUUGUCCAAAAUGUAAUUUUAUCUAGCGCAUGUAAAAUGGUUGGUUGAAGUUCUUCAAAUAAUAUAAAUGCAUCAUGGCGAUUGACCCAUCGAGUUGCAUAUAGAUUUUUUAGUUUAAAACAAUUUGUCUGUGAUUAUACUGCUUCUAUUGACAAUCGCAAAAUACUUUGUCUUUUUGUAUAACCAAAAGCAAUAAUCAUAGAUCUACCUAUUAUUAUAAUAUACACACUACACUGGACUGGAUUUAUUUACUAUAAAUUUGUAUUAUUUGUGUAAACUGUUAAGUGUAAUAACACUAUAUUCUUUUUUCAAACUAUUAGUAUUUUUUUUUUUCAAAGACAUUUUAGGGGGGUUACAACCCCUAACCCCUCCUAGAUACGCCAUCGCAUAGUGUAAUUUAAUUGAUACAAAUAUCUGUGCGCAACGGUUAACCAUCGCUAACGAAAAUCUAUUCUGGGCAUUAUCGUAUUUGUCCCUUCUUGCAAGGCCGACCCGGAAAUUGACAAUAUUUAUACAAAAACACAACUGUAAGAUUUCCCAAAUGAUUUCGAAAACUACUUGGAAAAUCUAAAAAAAUUACCUCCGCCAAUGCACAAACAAGAGUACAAAAAUGACACGAAAAUAAAGUUCUUUAAUAUUUUUGGUUGGAAAAGAUAAACCACACAAAAUAAAAGUAACACGUCAUUAUAAGACCAAUAUGUAUUCCUCGCUUUGGUCAGAAUCUAAAACUUGUAUAAGGUUCUAUGAUUUGGAAUAUUUGUGUACCAUAGUAUUAUCAUGCUAUAGAUUUCGUGAUUUUUCGAGGUCCGCGGAUUAUAUAAUAAUAUAUUUAAUUUCGUCUGCGAAUAUAACAAUUAUUAUGAUAAUUUCAAUCAUCCUCAAUAACAAUUUUAAUAAUGUUGCCCGCUCUCUGGGGCAUUAGGUAAUGACUUGAAGCUCUGCGGAUUUUGAAUCGGCUUAUAUGUAUAUAUAGUGUUUACAUAAUUUGUGCACAUCUUCUACUUUGUACUUUUAUUACAAUAAUUGCAUAUAAUAAUGUUUACGUUUAAAAACAUUUCGCCGCGUCGAGUACGCAGAGCAAAGAAAAAUAAUAACCAUAAUAUUAUAUUAUUUCUUCCCUCUAAUAACCUGCAAUUUUUUAUACUUCCUCCACUCCCGAAGAAAUCCCUGUAUAUAUUCAUUGUUCUGUAUUUAACAUCAUGUUAAAAAACAAAUCUGACUUUAAAACGUUAUUUCCAUAAUAUUAUAAUUAUUAUUAAUUUUGCUUUUCGUAAUUCAUUUGGGUCAUGAUGUUUUCACGUGGUGUGACCGCAACGGUGCGGUGGUUUCGACCGCCAAAAUGAAAAAUGACCCACUAAAGAAUACACUAUUAUAGGUAUUAUUAUAGAUAGUAGUUACUGGAGGGCUGGGUAUUUGUAAUUUUUUUUAGUGGCAACGUAAAAUGUUGAUUUAUAUACCUUAUUAUAGUAUACACUUACGAUUGUCUCAUACUGAUUGUUUUAAAAUAUAAUAUAAUAAAUAAAGGUGGGCCCCUAACUAAAUUCCAUACUGAAUAAUAUUAUUAUUAUUAUAAAGAUAAGUAGAUAAUACAGGAUGACCCCCUCUUUUGUGAUCUUUUGUCGCGAGUCCUCCCUGUAUACCUACAACCUACCUCUUAUACAUAUACAAUCGAGUAUUAUAAUUUAUGAUAUCCCUAAUUUUUCGAUCGACCCUUCCCUUCUUUUUAAAUUAAAUUGCCCGCGUAGACCUUUUACACAAAUUGAAUUCAACGUCGUUGACGUAUAUAAAAAAAAAAAUAAAAAAAUAAUACAUAUUUACCUCCGGAAAUAGUGAUGAUAAUAAUAAUAAUUUGUUUUCUUUCACUUUUCUAUACACAUUACAAUCUUUUACAAUGAUUAUUAUUAGGGCUGUAAACUUUAUGUACUGAAAACCCUUAAACAAAAAGCAUUUAAAUUCUCAAAAAAAAGCAAUUGCGACUUAACUCAAUCACUAUACAUAUAUGUAUAGAGUCAAAUUUUCCCCUACCUAUUUUGUAUUAUUUCUAUUAAACAAUAAAUAACCGAAUGUUUUAAUAUUAAAAUACUGAAAUUAUAAUAUUAUACUACUUCUGAACUAAUAUUAAAAUUUUAUCAUUAAAAUGGUGGGGACGGGGGUCAAAAGUUGAAACUUCCUUGACUAAUACGAAUCGCAAUAGAUAUAAUAAGCUACUCGCUGGUGUUUUUUUUUGGAACUCAAUGCUUUCUCAAAGGUUUUAUAAUGCGUUGCAUUAACAGCUCUAGCUAAUCAUUAUACCUACACGUAUUUACGUAUUUAUAAAGAGCCAGCAACAGAUUUCAUCUCAGACUCGUCGUAAUGUUCAACUGAAAACCGGGUUAUUUGCCGCGCCGUUAUCGUCGGCAUCCCUUUGUUUGGUUUUUUUUUUUCAUAUUCUCUCCAAAAAGAGUACUUAUGCAAAUAAAAACAACAAUUAUUAUACGACUCUGUUGAUAAGAAAAACACUACUAUAAACGUACAAAGCGAUACGUAAACAUCGGAAGAGUAAAUAAACUGCAGUCACAGUGAUGUGUAGUUAUUAUAAUAUUUAAUAUUACGCAUAUAUGUAUGUAUAUUUUUAAAUCUUUAUAUUUCGCGUUUGUUCGGGGGCCGAGCAAAACGAGAAAAAUUAUGCGUGUAUAGUGCAACCACUUAUUAUACGUAGUGCUUAUAUUUUUAAAACGCUGUCUUUUAAAAACACAUGCACACACACACACACACACACACACACAUUUAUAAUAUAUAAAUUAUAAGUAGGUACCUAUACUCUGUGGAGUUAGUACAGCGUAUUAUACGUAUAGUAACGUAUAACAUAACAAAUUGGAUAUUGUACACUUUUACUAAUUAAAAACAAUCAAUAAGAUACGUGAAAAUACAACAAAUGGUACGAGAAUAAAUUUAAAUAUAUGUAUAUAUUUCACAAAAUUUUGUGUUAAAAAGUUUAUAUAUAUUAUUAUAUAAUAUCCGUUUUUAUCGUUUCGAGGAAAAAAAAGUUUGCCCGUCCCAAUUACGAGUGGAACUGCCCAUCCAGGCAAUAUAUUGUAAUUUACAUAACAAUAAAAACGUGUUUUUUUUUUCAUACAUAACUAUAGAAUAAUAAUAAUGAACUGGCCCCCAAACAGAAUUAUUGGCGGCAAACCGUCAAGAUGUGCGCGCGGACAUAAUAUUACAAUAUUUUAUACACACGUAUAUAAGAGUCUGAAACGUCUUUAAUUUGCAUGUGUAUUUAUUGUAAUUAUUAUAAUUUUUAUUUUUUUUUUUUCAAAUACAAACCGUAUAUGCUUUUAUUUUGGCGUGCGUGUUUGAAAUUAUUAUAGUAUACGGGACACCGUCGUGCCGUGUUCGGUUUUGGAAUAUUGAUCUAUGGGGACGACGGGACGAGACCUAUAAUGCAUAACCUAUACCUGAUAUUUUUUUUUUUCGUGGUUAUUAAACGUCCGCCACUGUGGCGUUAGGUGUUGGACGGAGGAAAGUUAAAAAAAAAAAACAAACAAAAAUAAAUAAAUAAACGUUUCCGAUACGCCGACGGAAUUUCAAACUCCGACGACUGUGUUGGAAGAUGGUAAACGCGCCCGCGCGAGGAUACCGGAGGCUUUCCUAUUAUACUACGUGAUCGGAUUACGUUUAUUUGACGGUAGAAACGACUAUGGUUACGGGAUCUCCUUGGCGAAUAACGUGUAGGCAUACCGGAAACAUGGUAUAUACAGGGGUUUUAUACGCGAGAUGGUAUCUUUUGGGGACUAUUCCGUGUCGCCGAGAUUAUUAUUAUUGUUUAGAGAGAUUGCCUGAAAUGUGACGGGUCUGAUAACGACGGCGAAGUGCUGCCCCCUCUCAGACGCGGCCAUCGAUGAAAUUUAUAGGAGUACAUGCCGCGCAGAGUUAAAGUACCUAUCCGGGAAUUUUAAUUUUUAUUCGUAAAUACGUCCCUAUAACAAUAUUCUAUACUAAUUUCCAGUACACAAUAUUAUACAGUAGUUAAAAAUGAAAUUAAUUUUAAUUUUUAAAUAAGGCUCAUCUCGAUAUAUUUUGUUCAAAAUUGAAUUUUCCGGGGUUUUUUUUUUUUUCAUUUACACGUUUAAUAACGAUAUUUUAUGAAUGAGAACAGUAUCUGGUUUCAAUAAUGAUGAAAAAACACCGAAUUAUCGAGUAUUAAAAGCAUUUGUGUCGACUUACAUACAGAAAAUAAAGUAAUACAUUGCCCGGAGAAAUUCAAAAUGAGCAUUUUUCGAAAUUUAAAAUUUAUAUAUAAGUUAUUAUUAUUAUUAUUAUUACAACAUUUUGUCGAACCUUGCGUGCAAAGUCGAUAAACCGUUCGAUUAGUGUAAAAUAGUACAUUAAAUAAACAUAUUUUAUCUACUGCCGCAAUUUUUUUCUGGAGAAGGUGAAUAUCCCCUAGAUUUAACUCUGUUUUGUAUGACCACGAUGCAUGAUGUUAUAAAUACAAUGACGUCGACAAACUAUACUAUUAUUACGUCAAUAAUAGUUUCAAAAUGAUAAUAAUAUGUAUGUAAUAUGUAUGUGUGUGUGUGUGUGUGUAAUAUAAUAUAAAGAUUGACAAGAUACGAUGUCAGAGAGUCAUGUGUACGAUAUUAUUAAGUAUACUGCAAAUUUCAGUUGUUUUACACCAACUAUUAUAAAUAUAGACGAUACUGAAAAUAUAAUAAUAUUAUGUAUAAUACGUCAAGUCGGUUUUCAUGAUCUUGACGAUAUGUGUAUAUGUGUGCGCCCAUUAUUAUUUUACUGUGAAUACUGUAUAGUAUGUGUCGUCGUAAAUAUGCGUUUUACUUCCUGUUGGAACUUUAUCAAAACACCGCUAUAUUGUGUGUUAUGGUACGCGCUGCAGUAUAAAUGGGUCAUCGACGAAGCUUCGAAAUAAUUAUUCUAAUAUACUUCAUAUGUUAUAAUAUAUAAUACUUAUAGUUGCUUAUAAAAUAUUAUGUGAUAGGAUACGCAGUCCACAUUGUAUGUAUGACAGGCGGUGUGUAUAAGUAUAGGUGUUUCGGCAGUGAUGUGCUCGAAAAUUUUAAAUGGCAUAGUAUGUCAUAUAGUAAAUAUAAUAAUAUUCAUUUUCUCGUCUUUAAUCGCUCAAUCGGUUUUCUGUGGUUUGCCGUGCUUCCCUUUCAUAACUCAAUUCAUUCAACUUCUCGUAACUAGUAUUCUUUUUUAUCUCUGUCAAAAUUUGUUUCGCGUACACCAUACUUGGUCUUUCUUUUCCGAUAUGACUUUCUGCGUAACUCAUGACGCAUUUCGUCCAAAUUUCGUGACACAGUAGAUGCCCCAUCUAAAUAUCUCUUUUAACUUGUAUGUAGGUACUAUGCCAAAGUUCUCAUUUUUCCUUUAUUUUGUUCAAUACUUCUUCGUUUGUUAUAUUUUCUAUCCAUUUAGUCUUAAGCGUUUUUCGAUAACGGUACAUUUCAAAAGCCUCUGAUUAUGUUUUAUUUUCUGUAGCGAUUAUCCAUGUUUCACAGCUAUAUAGUCCCACACAUAUACUUUGAAGAACUUUUCCCUUAUUAGUAAGGUCACGCUGUUAGUGGUCCGUAGAUGAUUUUUUUUUAUCCUGAAAAACCUUCUUUUCUUAUACCAUCCUGAUAACUAUGUCCGCUUUACUUCGUUCGUCUUCUGUUUUUUAACUUCCUAAAGAAUUGAAGUAUCGUACUUCUUUUACAUAUGUAUGCGUUGUUUUUUUUUAUAUUAUGAUUAAUGAACUUAAUUUUGACACUCGCCAUAAUAAUCAUGAUUUUUGAAUAAUUCGUAGAGUCUGCUUCUGUUAUAUAUCUACCUAAAAUCCGACAAUAAGAAUUUAAAAGCUAGAUCUAAAAAUGUUUAUUUAUUUAAUCAAGCUUUUCUUUGCCAUGUAAAAUUUGGUUGAAAUAUAUAAUAUGAUUUCAAAAUAAAAUCACCAAAUUAUUACUAUCAUAGUUGUUGUAAGCCAACAAGGUUAGUCGGGUUAAUAACUCGGGAGAAAAAAUAUAUAUGUAUAAUACACGUGCAGUAUUCCAGGUUUUACAGGUACCACCUAUGUAGGAGGAAAGAAAUUUCGGCGUUAUUGCGGGGUAUAUAGGUAUUUGAAAUUAAAUUUAAAGCUAAUUCGAUGGUUGCAGAACGGUGUUACCGGACGCGCGUGCACUCAUCUGCUAUAUCUUCUACACAUUUUCAAACUGUUUAUAUAGGUAUACGUUUAUUUUAGAUUCUGAGAAAUAUAUUCGAAGAAGCUAUUAUAUAGUUUUAAUAAAAUUAGUUUUUUUUUCGGUAAACAUAAAAAUAUACAAAAUUGCUGUUUACGUUGUACAUUAAAAGAUUUAAACUUUCGUUCGGCUGUGUACUUUAUUUGAAAAUAAUUUCUGUAGAUUUCGAACAGUUUUUCAAAAGAAUUAAUAAUAAAACAAAACUAAUACAUCUAGGUUUUUUUUUCAUAGAUAUCCUAAUUACAUUAUUCACUGCUAGGAGGAAAAAACAUUUUCAAUAUUAUAAUGAACUAGAGCUCUGAAUUUGUAUGAAUGUGCAUUUUUUUAACUGACUGCGGUAAAACAUAGCUUUUUUAUUAAGUACAUAUUUUGAUACUUUAAUUGCAUUUUAUUCUAAAUUUGUAGAGAUUUUGAAUGCAUAUUUUUUUUACGGUUUUAUGUAGUUAAUUACAUGCAGUCAUGGCCUUUUAAUACGGUUUCUGGAGCUCCACUCAGAAUCCUUUUUGAUGAAUAAUCAAAUCGUCGUCUUCGUUAUAUUUCCCUAUCCGAGUACUUGUAUUCUACAACAGUGGCCUACCCGUGGCACGAAAUAUGUCCGGUUCUUUUGUUUUGCAUUAAAUAUAAUUUUACAUCUUUAAAAAAUAUACAUCCCUUGUUUAAAUUUCUUUUACGCAUGGAAUUAAUAUCGAGUAACUUUCGUGUAUUAUAAAUAGGUGUUGUUCAAUGCAUAAUAAUAAUAUACAAAGUCAAUAUUUAUAUGAAAAACAAUAUUUUUUAUAUAGUAUAUUAUAGAAUCCCAGAUCAUCCCCGGAACGUGUUUUCGCAACGACUAAACGGCUUGUGUUUAAACAAUCGGAAUAAUAAUAAUGCUUUUUUUUUUUUACUUCUCGGUAGCUACCUUUGUAAUAAUGUUUUAGUAUUAUAACAUCACGAUCGUAUGCAUAUUACAAAAUAUAUAUAUAUUUUUAUAAUGGAAAAUUCCGUGUAUUUUUCAUUUUUAUUAUUAUUAUUAUUAUUAUUUUAAAAAUACUGGUUCGCGUGAUGAAAUUAUAAGGGGGAUAAUGUACGUAAUAUGUAAUCGUAUCGAAGAAUCUAGGCGCCAACAGUCUAUGUUAAAUCGCGUGCGUGCCACCCUCCCCUUUUAUCGCGACUUGGCGUCACCGUCGUCUCGGAAGGAGGAUUAUAAUAUUAUUAUAUCGUAUAAAACGAAAAACACAUAGAGUUAGUAUACGCAAUAAUACAAGUUUUAAUGCUUUUUCAGCUUUAUAGGUGAAAAAUAGAAAAUAUAUUCCAAGUAGGGGUAGAAGUAUUUUAUUACUAUAGAACAAUAAAUGAAUACCGUUUCACGUUUUCGAGCGUUUAAUUUUUCCCAAACUUUAGGGCAACGAAAUUGAGAAAUUCCAUAAAUGGCCGUUAAAAAAAACAAAUUUAAAUCUCGAAGUGUUCAAAUUUUACUGAAAUUAUUACUUAUUUUUCCUUAUCACGCUGUGAAUAAAAUACGUUUAAAAUGUUAACUUUACUCUAAAACUGAUCUUCUGAGUACAUAAAAUAGAAAUAAAUAAAUAUCAUAAUCGUCACAAGAGUUUUUUUCUCGUGGAUAUUGUUAUUUCAACCCGGCAAUUGAGUUAACCUUUAAAAUCAAUUAUUCCGUAUAAGAAGGACGAGGGUAAGUAGUAUUGUGUCAUUUGUUUCUGGAAUUUAUUUAAAUUAUUAAUGGAAUUUAAUCGAAUUACAAAGUUUGAAUUAGGGAAGUUGUCGUAAUAUUAGGUAGAGAGGUGAACCCCUGUCACAAAUCGCGUGUAGGCACAAAAUGGUGAUUGCAAAGGUACCUUCAGCUACGCCGUGAAUGGCACUGCAGGAAACUCAUCAAGUGCACUACGGCCAACUAAACAAUUUAUAGUUAUUUAAUUUCGUGAAAUCGAUUGUGUUUUGUGUUUCGAUAACACCGCAAUAGUUAUUUGUUUUUCUUAAAAGAGACCAAAAUAUCGUUUGUAUUCGAAUUGUUGUAAUUAUGUGCCUUGCAGUAUGAAGUCUUCAUCAAUUCAAUAAAAAAUAAGACUUUGGAAAUCGGUUCACUCUGUGACGCACGAAACUUUUCCUGUAAAACAUGUUUUUGAGCAAAAAAGACAGGUCGCGCGCAUGCCCCUUAAAGUAUCCGUAUACAACUUCCGUUAUAACAUAACGCAGUAAAAAAAAAAAAAAAAAAAAAAACAGUUGGUCUAUUAUUAUUAGUAGUUUUAUCGUAUAUCAUUCAAAAGCUUAUUUUUUUUUCCGAACGUUUCCUCCUGGCGUUUUUUUUCUUCUUUUUGUAUAUUUACAGCACGUAAACACAAAAUACAGAUGGCCGUAUAUCAUUGUCACAUAAUAUAUUUCGUGGCGUUUCACACACGUGUGUAUAUGCGUGGAAUACGCGCGAUUUUAUCUCUUUGUUGUGUUCGCCAAACACGUAUAGUAUUUAUAUUUUAUGCUGUUCCGACGGGACACCGCCGCCGUAUGGUUAUUCCGAAAUAACCGCACUUAUCGAACAGCUAUAACCCCGGUAACAUAUUUUUUCGUUCGGGCCAAUAGCCGAACAGAACGCGUGCUUAAAAGUGACAAAAAAGGCUAUACGCGAUUGUAUAUAUAACAGCAGUUAAUGAAAUAAAAAAAUAAAUAAUAAAUAAGGGUUAUCGAAUUGAAAAUCCGAUCGACGUGUUUUUUUUUUUUUUAAUUUGACACGCUUUAUUAUACAAAAAGGUUUUUUGCGACGCGUGCUGGAUAUUGUGUUUUUAUGUACCGAAAGUGUUCGGCUGUCGAAUGUUCUCUCGCAUCGAGUGCCGAUGAUACAUUUUAUUUUUUUUUUUUUAAAGGCCAAUGCCGCUGAUGGGCGCGCCACUUUUUCAGUAGGGGAUUUGGAGCGAGGAAAGAUAUAAUAUAUAGAAUAAUUUAAUUUAAUUUAUAUCUGUAAUGACGAUUAACCUUCUCUAGCGAAAAAUGAUUCUGAACAGAUUGUUAAAUUUGUCGUAUUUUUUCCCCGAGUUACAGGGACGAUAAUCCAGAAAGUAACGAAAUUUUUAGAUAAUCUGGUUUUUCUUGUUUAUUGAGAAAAAUAAAAAAACGACCGGCCCCAAUGCACUAUUAGAUAAAAAAAAAUGCUUCAUGAAAGUUCGUAAUCGAAAAACGAUAAAAUUUCGAAAGUAAUACUUAUUAUUAUUUUAACGUACCUACCGUGUACCUUCGAAGCAAAAACGAUGCGCUAAGGAGCAGCGCUUUUAUAUAUCCAAUCAGAUGUAUAAUCACGUGUAUUCUGGGGUACAGGGGUACUUCGCCUCUUCUCCCCACGCAUUUUAACCCUCGUAACCGCGGCAACGGUUGUGAAAAUUGUAAAAAUUCAAAAGGAACACAUAUGCACAACACGAAUAAUAAUCUAUAGGAGAAAAACCUAUCGCCUCGGUACCUUGUGAAUAUAAUAGUAAUUGCCGCGAACACCGUGUGCCGAAUCGUUAAACUGCCCACUUCCGGUGUGGUUUUUUUUCUUUUUUUGUACAUAUUCAUAUAAUAUAAUAUAGGUGUCUACCGGUCACAUAUGUACGUUCGAGUUCUCCAAAGACCACGGCGAUAUUAUAUUCGUAUUCUAUUAUCGCCGCAAUAAUUGCAUACGGGCACAAUGGGACUGCAGAGUAAUACGAACCCGUUUCGAUCAUUUUAUAUGUUUGUGUUUCGGUGACUGUGGUUUUUUUUUUUUUGCAGACGUUUUUUACGUAUCGAACACACAUGCGUUUUUCGCUUUUAUUUUUUUACUCUGCUCCCCUAUACAAAUGUAUAACGUCGCGAUGCCCCUGUUAUAUACGUCGGUUUUUUUUAUCCGCGCGUGUUCGGCAUAUACUAUAAUGUGUAAUAUACGAUUAUAGUAUAGCGUAUUAUAUUUGGACAGGUUGACAUAAUUAGGACUCUAUUCGACGACGAUAAAAAAUAAUGUAGGUAUAUUUCAUUCGACCGUUAUCGAAAAACGUGUUUUUGUCAACGGUCGUCGGGAAGAAAAUCGUAAUCUUUAUAAAUUUAUGUGUAUAUUUACGUAUAACGAUACUCUUCAAAAAGCGGUCAAAUAAAUGUAUAACAUAGUAGCACUCAUAACGCUCCAAUAAUAUAAUAAUUCGUCUCUAUUAUUAUUAUAAAUUAUACAUUUUUAAAAAAUUGUGUAACGAACAUUAACGUUUGAUUUUUGCAUUAUUGUAUACAAAUCAACCGCAGUGGUUCUUAAUCUUUUUGUUUUAUAUUCGUGUCAAGGACGUAUUUUCGAGGGUUGGAAGAAAGUAUUGGGCAUAGAUCUCCCUCUAGGUCUUUUUAAUUUGUAUGUGCCGCCAUAAGUAUAAAUAUAUUAAUUAGUAAGUACCUGCAAAUUAUUCAGUUUUGAAAUAAUAUUAUAUUGUUAACAUUACUAUUUAUUUAAUUCAUUUGUUAGCAAAUAAUAGAAUUUAAAAUUUUAUAAUAUUACUACUUUCAGUUCGUAAUGUACUUGAUACAUGUGAUAAAUAUUACUGUUUAUACGAUUGUAUAUUCAUAUUUACCAUAAUUAUAGUCAGUAGAUUGAAUUGAUUGUUAUUGUUAUCGAGAUUUACAAAUUACUUCGGAGAUUUAUGUCUAAAACAAAUGAAAUUAGACUGUAUUGUAAAUUACACGCAAAAAAGAAAAAAUAAUAGAAAACCAAAUGUCACCAUUAUUUAUUAUUACUAUUUAUGCAUUAUGAGUAAAGUACUCAUCAAAAAAUUGAUUUAAAUUUGCUCCCCCCCUUUUUUUCUCGAGAGAAAAUCCUAAACACGUCCCUGAUACUUAUCACCCUUAGCACGAGAAUUAAAUACCGCGGUCUACCUACUAUUGAAAUAUGCAUAAUGCGUUGCAAUUUUCUAUUAGGUUUCAAACCGUGAAUUUUAAAAUAAAAAACUACGAUCGACUAAUUUUUUUUUUUUAAUUGUACGCGGCGUAAAACCUUAAACGCAUAUUUUUACUUGUUCACUAUUUAUUUUAUUUUUUCCCUAAUGAUUUCAUGUCACACCCCGAAAUAACAUGUCGCACCGGUUGAGAACCACUGUUAAUAUAAACAUAAUGAAUUCAAUGCCAUCUAGAAAACUACGAUAACGUUAUUUGACAGCCGUAGUACAAAUAUCAAUUGCCCAUACUUAUCAUCGUUAUCAUAUUUAUACGUGUGUUUUAAAAUUAUUGACAAAAAUACAUCAUGCGGUAUUAUAAUGAUUACAAUAUACAUACCUAAUUAUAUGCACGUCAUCGGCAUACCGUCGAGAUUAAUUUAUAUCAGUAACCCAACAUAUAGAGCUAAUUAUUCAUUUUAUAAAAAAACAAAUAAUUUUUACUGUUUUUUUUUUUUUUUGUAUGUUAUGUUCUAUUGUAUGAUAAAACUCAACAAUAUAAUAUGUUGGGUAAUGCGCGUGUACGCGUGAAUAAAUCUGUAUAUACGAAAAGUCAACAGUCCGAUAAACCGAAGAAAAAUAAACGCGAGAAUAUAUGAAAAAGUUUUUGUUUUAUCGUAUUAGUUUGCUACGCGAUUUUCAGAAGAAUACAAAGUUUUCACGCCUUAUACUCGUCGCGCAAUAUCGGAAAAAUUUCCCGGAACGGUUUCGAGUAUUCCGAUCGUGUAUAUAUUUCCGAAAUCAUCCAGUUGUGUGUACGCCUUUUUUUUUCAGAAGGUGAAGAAAAGAGUAUAUUUUCCUUUUAAAAAAAAUAAAACGUCGUCGUGUACUUUUCGCUACAUAUAUUGUGGUACAAUAUACGUUUUACUCAAAUGGUAACGCGAAAUAUUUCAGCCGAAUAGAGUUAGAUUAAAAAGGAGUUCUUUAUUUAGGAAAUUCGGUUAUCCAAAAUACACAUUCUGAGCUUAUUUUUAAAAGUUCAACCAUUUAGCUUCAUAUUCGAAUAGGUAGUCGUUUUUUUUUUUUUUUGAUGUCAGUUUGUUGAUCAAUUCAAUUUCAUCUAAAAAAUUGCCCGGGUUUCUCUUACACAUUCAUCAACAUAAUGCAUUUUUUUGUUAUCGGAGGGAGGGGGAGGGAAACAAAAUGGUAGUUAAAAUUACUUCACUUUUUUAUGCCGUGCGUUUUAAACUUUUACGAAAAAUCCAGAAAAAUUCGCUCGAAACGUGCAUCUCCACAAAUUCCUCCCUAAAGAAAUAGAAAUCCGUCCGACUGAAAUAUUUUGUGUUACCAUUUGCGUAAAACACCAUGUAUAAUGUAAAAAUAUGUAUAACAACGAAAUAUAACAAAAGUGUAAAUGACUAUGAAAGUUUAUACGAAAUCGAUGAAACCUUAAAACAUUUAUACAUAUUCACGCAACAUAUAAAAAAUAAUAAUAUUACGCUGUGAUGUUUGCCCGUUCGACCGCGGGAGACGGCUAAACGUCGUCGUUGCUGCUGUCGUAUUUUUAUUUUAUUUUUUUAUUUAUUUUUUUUAUGCUCAGUAGUGAAACCGAAAGCCAUGAAGAGAAACGGUGUAAAAAAAAAACACACAACACGUUUGGCGGGACCCUCUCGAUUUCACGACGACGACGACCACGGGGACGAUGACACGGAGGCGCGCGCGCGCGGUGGCAAUUAGAUCGCUAGAUAACAAAACCUCAAUUGUACGAGAUAGUGACGUCCCAUUGUUUUUUCUCCGGAUUUAAGUAUAAUAUUAUUAUACAAGGUUGUGGCCGAUGUCAAUGCAAUCAAAAACUUUAUGAGAACUCCCUAGUAGCAUUUAGUAGCAUUUCUGAUUUAGUUUUUGUUCAUUGAAGAUGUCAUUUUUUAAUUUUCCUUGUAGUUUUCUUAAUAAAUUAAUAAAACUGGCAACGUUUUGUAUAUUUUUUAUUGAUUUAUGGGUUACUAUGUCUAUUAGGGAAAAUAAACUACUUAAAAUACUCUGCUCAGUACCGUUUAUCGUUACAUAUCCGCUAUCGUUACGUUCAAAUAUAAAUUAAAUUACCUUAUAUAUCCUCCUUUCCAACUUCCCACCUAAAACAAUGACAUAUACCCAUCAGCAGUAUCAGCUUGGUUUAAAAUAGAUUUUUAGAGCAUUUAAAUCCAGGCUAUAGAAAAGUAUUACCUAUAGAUGUUUACUAGUAGUAUUAUAUAAGUCACGUAAAACUGGAUAAAAAAAAAUAUAUACGUUAAAAAAAUAUUUCGAAAAAUAAAAUCAACUAUAAAACGGUAUAAUUUACAAAAUUAAAUACCAUAUACGGACUCUUUGAAAUCGUGUUUUCCCUCUAUAUUACAUAAUUAUUUAAGGAAGUAUAUUAUAUAGGUACGUGUGUUGUAAUGUUGUUUUUUGUUUCGGGCAUCAUAAUCCCGACUGUCUGACCGUAUAUUAUUAUAUUAGCCAGUACACCCUUUUAGUUGCCGUGUAAAUGCCACACGCGAAAAAACAAAAAAUAUUUUCCCUCGUUAUACAUUAACAUAAAAUAUGUAAAUGUAUAGUCGAUUAUACGAGUGUGUAAUAUACGUGCAUACAAUCUAUUAUCUGCCUUUAAAAAAUGCAUUAGACUCCUUUAAAAUAAGUACACGUGUGUGUGUGUGUAUAUAUAUAUAUAUAGCUAUAGGUACUCGUAUAAUAUUAAAAAUCCAUAAUAUAUAGACGAAAAAUUGACCGAAAAACGAGUAUUAUAUGCUUAUAUAUAAUAAUAUAUACCUGUAUAUAAAACAAAUUAAAAACGCAUGCGAGUAUAGUGAAUAAAAAUUUCAUAUUCGUGUCGAAUGUUGAAUAAAAUAUAAAAACGUUCGCGUGUAUACACAGCAUCGUAUCGUACCUACCUACAUACCGAAUAUGGCGAAAAGUAGAAUAAAACGUAAACGCGCCAAAUUCCGAGUGUAACGUAACUAUUACGUGCUAGGAUGUAAAAUAUAAAACGAAUAGACUUCCAAAGGUUCUUUUUCUAUAUUCGUGUUGCGGGCGAGUGCGGUGUUCAAAUGGUUACAACUAAAUUAUCAUUCUGUAUGUUAUCCGAUAUUCACGUUCAUGUCGUUUACGUGUAUUCAUAUACGCAAAUUGUUAUUAUCAAUGUGAAUUUAUCAUUAGGUAUUAUUAUUCUGUCGAGGGCAACAUUCUUUCAUAAAGUUUGACUUACGGGGCGAUGCGGUUUCGGUAAGAUUUACUAUAAUAUAUUUUACACGAAGAUUUUCGAGUGAAUUCGGUUUUAAAAUCAAAUUUACAACCGUUGCCCGCAAUGGAAAAUUAAUCGUCCCGUAGACACGAAUAUUUUACAAGAAUUGCAUAACGUAGCAGCGGUGUUGGAAUGCUCAUAUUAUAUCUCGUCACUCUUCAUACUUAUAACGACAAUACCGUAAUAUUAUUGUUUCAUCUGCUCGUAAUGUUUUUUUGAUUCAAUCGUCGCGUAUACUACAACCAUCACCACUACCACAGCAACAGUAAUACAUGUGCGUACACAUAUUAUUAUGAUUCGUAUCCGAUGAGUUUAGUUCGAAUUUGAGGAUAUGAAAAGAAUGGAUGAAAUCACAUUAUAAUUACACAUUCUUGGCUGUGCCAUCACACCGCGGUUCAAUUGGUAAUUACGUUUAGGUUAUGGUCAUAGGUUAUGUUGGGUUAUAUUAGGUUAGAUCUGCCGACAAACGAAGGACGAAAAUAAAACCGUAAGACCGCGUCCAAUUAAAAACAAUUUUUGACCUACCUUAUCCUGUUGUGUGCACCAAAUCCAAUAAAUUAUGUAUAAAUAUAACGUUUUAAUAGGUUCCUCCUCUCGGCUCCUCUAUUUACGAGAUGAACCUUGUAUAUUUUUUUUUACGAUCGUUAUGACGUCGAUUAUUAACUAAAACGUAAAACUGUCUAUAAUAUAAGAAUAUAAUACUAAACAUCACACCACUGCUGUUGCACGACAGAUACUGCAGCAGCAGCUAUAUAAUAUAUAUAGCAUUUUAAACUCCGAGAACGCAAAUAAAAAAAAAAUUGGAAAAAAAAACCUUCCGAGAAAACGUAUUAACAUAAUAUUAUAAUAUUCCAACAGCGUAUAUUGUGUUCGGACGGUUUUGCUCCAACAAAACGUAUGCCCCCGACUCUAUACUCACAAUAAUAAUAUAUUAUAACGUGUAAAAUAUACGAAUUUAUAGACGAUUGUUACGACUAGUCGGUUUAAAAAUAUACGAUCUUGUAUCACUCGUCGCCUCGCGAGCGUAUUUAAAAUAAUAUCAUAUUCUUACUACCUUCUUACCAACCCUACACCUUAAAUAACGUAAAAAUCCUGAAUAAAUGAACGACUCGUCUGAAAAAGUAGUUCUGCCACUCGCCAUGCUCUCUGAUGACCACGAACAUAUACAACACUAUACAAUACGUAUUAUCACAGAAAUUUAAUAUGGACCAUGAGUAUCUUUCAUUUGUUAAUUUAACACUCUUGGUGUUCAUCUUUACACUAAGCUAGAGUAUCUAACAAAUUAUCCGCAUAUAUUUCCAUCUGAAAUUUUCCCUUCGUUACCCAAAUGUCGUUCCUUAUGAAAUGCGCUGUUCACCUCUCAUUUUCCCUUAUUAGCGUGUUCUUGUAUAUUAUUAACUUCUGCGUGUUAAUUUUACUAAGAAUCUCUUUGUCUCUUAUAUUUUUUUUUUCCGUGAGGUUAUGAGAGCUCUUUUUCAACACUGCACGUCUACAGAUUCAAAUGCUUCAAUUUCGGUUUUCUCUGUCGUAAGGACCACCCAUAGGCUUUUACAGUUACGUCUCGCUCCACAUCGAGGUUUUAAUUAGAACUUUCUAAAGAGUGUCUAAACUUAUCGUGUUUACCGCUAUACCAUAUAGUCUUAUUUAACAAUAUUUCGUCUCUUGUAGACUUUUGGUUUUUUUGCCCUCGUAAACGAAAUUCGGACUCACGUAUUGGGAAACACUGCAUGAGUAUAUAAAGUGCAAUGUACACAUAUGGCAUUGUUUUUGCUCACCGAGAACAAAAGCGUCUCCGCCGCCGCUGCCAUGUCCCCGUAUUACAUGCUCUGUUUAUUCAACCAGCCGCGGCCGUUAUACGUGACGGAUCCUCGAGAGUCGCGAAUGACGACGAUGACUCAUCCAAAAGCCAUUGGAAAAAACAAUAAUAAUACUAUAUAUAUAUAUUCGUCUGAGGGGGUGGUCGGAAAAGGGCUUUACCCGGUAAGCACACCCUGUAUGUAUAAUAUGCCCGGUACUCCCUCGCCGCCGACGGCGACAGUUUUCCCCUCUGCGUGGCAAUAUAAGACUAUUGGUGUACACUGUAUAUACUUAAUAAUAUAUAAGUAAAAUAUCGCCUGCCCCACCACAUUGCCUUCGUAUCACCCUCAUCCGUUAACCCUUCAAAGUCCUUUUACCGCGUGACCUUUUUUUACAUAAUAAUGCGUAUAUUAUAACGUACGAACAAAUUUAUAUUAAUUGCAAACGUUCGCCGAACUAUUUUUUUCAAAAGAUUUUAAUUUUUUGUAUAAUUAUGCACAGUAAACGCUAUAUUACACGAAUGGUUCACAUGAUAAUAAUUAUUGCAAUAUAUUAUCAAAUAUAAUUUUAAACUGAAUAGAUACAUAAAUAGUUAUCCACGUUGUAUAUUUCAAAGGUUGUCGGUUUUUACUAUAGUAAUAUAAAUACUAUAUGAAGCGCCUAGAACAUAAGUGACAUUUUAUCAAUUUCGAGAAAAUCAAGUUUUAAUUUUUUUGUACAUCAUAUAAUUAUUAUAGUUUAUUAUCAUACGAUCCACUCUUCUUGUAGUCGAAUGAUAAAAAAAAGACACUUGGCAGUAAAGAGACAUAAAUGUAUUAACAGUUGCUGUGGACGCUUGUACCUAAUUUACUUCUAAUCUAUUUUGGCAUUAUCAUAUUUGAAGACUAUUUUAGUGCGAUUUAGUGUCAAAUCGCAGCACAUUACGAUCUUAUUUUUCUUUACCAUGAAAUAAAAUGGAAAAUUUGUAGUUCAGCUGUGCACUCAACUCUAAUAUUUUAUAACAUUCAUUUUUUACACCUACUCCCUGUGUUCUAGGCGCUUCAUAUAGUAUUACUCCACCUUAAUACGAUUUUUAAAAUAUCGACCCUCGUUGCAAAUUCGUAACAUUAAAUUUAAAUGAAAAUUUCAAUGAAUAUUUUCAGAAAAUUAUAACGAAAAAAGAAAAAAAUACUAUAUUUAUUAUUAUAUUAUGCAUUCGGGUUAAAUAUGCAUGCAUGUCGUGUGUCGCAAACGAUAUUAUGAUACAGUAAAAAUAUGUUUUUUUUUUUAAACACACGCGCGCUACUGCCGUUAAUAGCGUCUAAAAACAUAAUAAUUACACCCCGUUGAUUAUAAACACAAGUGCUCUUAAAAGUCUCGAUUUAUUUUGUUACAGGUCAUUAUAUAUGAAUUAUUAUUUAAAGAAAAAAAAAAAAACGUUAAACUUUGAUACAUAGCUAUAACAUUUAUUUUGUAUACAUUUUAAUUGUAAAACGUUUUACGACAGUGCGUCCCUUUGUUCCCAUUUAUUUCAUACAUGCAUUAUGCGAUAUUAAAAACGUCGGACAAACUUCGCAUACCCACGGGGUUAGGCCAACAGUAAAUUAUUGCGAUCAAACACCGAUUCUGCAAAAUGUAUCGUUACAGUUGACAGUUUUUUUGUGGUUUUUAAUAUCUAUAAAACUGUUGGGCUUCUGGGAAAAUGUUUCAAAUAAAGUACCAUAACCGGGCAACAAAAAAAACGCAUCGUUUAAGGAUGUAAUAUGGUGUGAAAAAAUCGAAGUAUAUUACUAAUCAAAAAAAUGUGUUCCGAGAAAAAAAAAACCUCGUCUAGACCAAAACAUUAUUAUAGCUUCUUCGUGGCUAAACACUCGGAAUCUAAAAUAUAACUCCCGUGUCAGGCUCAUGAAUAAGGGGGUGGGAUGAAAUUUGGAGGUUAAAUUUACUGUUAAAUAUUGGUUUUAUCGAUUUAAAAGUAAGUUUACUUUUGCAGAACUCCCAAAGUAUAAUGUGUAGUCGAUAAAUUAUAAUUUGUAUUUCUCCACUUUUCUCUACCAUAUCUCCCUGAUUCCCAUUUACGCCACAGAUUCAUACAUUAUAUAAAAUUAAAAUAUUGUCAAAUUUGACAUCACCAUAAUAUUAUCGUGAUUUGUGUAUCCACAACAAUAAUAUUAUAAUAAUAAUCAUGUACGUACAUUUGAAAUUUGCUUCCUUUCGACCGGCGCCAUCGGAGCGGCGGAAAUCCGAUUUCACCGUAAAUCCCAAAUGGGCAGUGUGCACGCGUCCGCAUUGCAGUAUUAUACGUAGGUGAUUGUAAUAUUAAUUACUAUUUAGCGUAUAAAAUAUUUUCUACUGGCGUGACGAAACCCAUUUUUAUUUUGUUCGCUUAAUAUAUAAGAUUGUCUGGUGUACCGAUAGUUUUUGGUUUAACAGUCGACCCGAGUUUGACUAAAAACUGCAGGAAAUAAACCAACCGGACGAGACAUCGUCGUCAUUUCUCGCGAGGGAACUCAGAAACCGCCACCGUAAAGGUCAUUUAUUGAUGAUUUUUUUUUUCCGAUAAUUCAUAUGAGAAAAUGAUUUGAAUGAGUAGGUACAUAUUACAUACCGAUAAAAUCCGUGUCAUUUAAGAUAUAUUACGGUAUGAAAGUUUCUGAUGAUUUUUACUAAUCGAAAAUAUACAAAUUUGUAAGAAAAAACACACUGUAAUAGACUCAUAGACUCGUUAACUAUAGUAGAUUGCGCUUUCUACACUCUUUUACCUAACGGAAAAAUCAGACAAACAUCUGAUUAGCAAAGAAUGAAGUAGAAUAAGAAAAUACUUUUUCCUAUAUUAUUUGAGAAUUUACGAUGAAUCGAUGCUUUUCAAGGGGGAAACUACGAAAUAUUUCUUUUUCAUUUCCAGGAUAUUCAUCCCAUUUUGCCUAUCUCAUGAUGUCUCACUAAUUUAUACUCAAGGAGUGAUCUGCUAUAGAUUUAUAUGGCAAAGCUGUAUGAUAAAAUAAACUUAAUUUCUAAUUGUAGCCAUAUCAUACUGAAACGUUUUUGUUUGAAACCAUACGGUAGCCGUAAUAUCAGCUGUGAUGGUAAUACCUUAUCGUUUCUUGGCCGUUAAGGAGAUCGGUGACCCCCUUGAUUGUUAAAUUUGAACAUUAUUUUUACAUUCUAAUGGAAAUCUUAGCGAUAAGGUUUUUGUCAGUAUUCUACUUGCUGAUACCCAUUUUAAGCAUAAUUGGUACAUUUUUGAAAAUUUCAAAAGUCAAAUAACAUUUUUUUUUUUCAUGACUUAAAAUAAUUAAAUUUCUAUUUCCGACAUGGCCUAGUACCGAAUCUAAUGAACCAAAAUUGAAAUCUGUCCUACACAAUUCCUACAAUUUUAUCUGGAUUUUUAUCCAUAAAUCUUGAUGAUGGUCUAAAAUUAUCACCCUUGUCCUUAUCACACUCUGGUCUUUAUUGCUAUCGGAUAAUCCGCAAUAUCCAAUAUAGACGUAUAGUCGUUGUUUAAUAUACAAGGCCGUGUUGAUAUGGGGAAAACGAAGACAUUUGCCCUGGGGUGUCAAAGCUUUUUAAAACUAUAUCGGGUGCCCAUCUCGGUGCAAAAACCCGAAAUAAAAUUAACAAUAUCAAUAUUAUAUCACUUGUCAGUUGUUUUAUUUUCAAACGCUUUGCAUAUAUGUUUAAUAUACCUACCUAAUUAUAAGAGUAUAGGUACAACCCAGUCACGUAUAUAGUAUAUUAUGUGUAGUAAUUACUAUCUAGAAAAAGAUCCAGGUGUAAAAAAAAAUCAUAUUUGAUGGGGGGAAAUAUUUAAAUUUUAAUAUAAUAGAACCGUAAAAAAAAACAAAUUCAUAAAGAGUAGAGGGGGUUGGUUAAUCCCUCAAAUCAUCCCCGGGUAAGACCUCGAGAGAGAGGGGCGCUUAAAAAUCGACAACGUCCCUAUUUAAGUUUAACGCGGUUACGAAUCGAUACAUUAUAUGUUAUAAUAUUAUGACCGGACGACCGGAUACCACGAUGACCGGAUAAUCGCGUCGAUUAUUAUUAUUAUUGAAUGCGGUAAACGAUACUCUUGAUACACGUCGUAAUAGGUUGAUAAUAUUGUAGUCUAUUAUUAUUAUUAUUAUUAUUACGACGAUGAUAUCGGGAAGCCUUUCAUCGUGUUUCGCUCCCGCGGGGUGUGUGCGGGCUGUUUAGACGCCGUUAUAUUUCGGGCAGCCGUAAAACACCGGCGAUCGAUUUCGCGAGGCAGUGGUACCGUUUUGCCGCAGACGCCCGCCGUACCCGGGAAACCGCACGUGUCGUGUUAUCACGUGUUUAAUAACAAUAACAAUGACAAUAAUAGUAAAAAAAAUCGUCUGCGGGACCGGUAAUGACGACGGGUGCGCUAAAAAAAGGUUUCGACGCUUCGGGGGAAACGUGUCGCGCAAACCCGCGAAAAAGGACCGUGUCCAAAGAGAGAAAAAAAACCAAUAUAUUAUAUUAUUUACAACCAAUAUAAAUUCGUCGCGAGUUUUUCGUCCAAUGAAUUCUCCGCGCGGGAUAUUCAAAAAAGAAAUAAAAUAUAACGAGUCCGUUUCUCCGUCUCAAAACUCAAAUCUUAUAUUCGACUCUCGAUAGCGAUAAUAAAUUUUCGCUCCCCCGUUCCUAAGCCGUUUGCGGUAUUUAUAAUGUAUUCCUUGGUCUCAGCCUUCUAUCCUUCAACACACGGGCUAGUAUAGCAGGACGGGGCUUAUAUCAUAUCAGUGAUUCCUUCAAUUCUCGAUAAUUUUUCAAAGUUAUUUAGUUUUUUACUCGAUUCCCCCUUAAAACCACUCAGUCACACUGCGAAAGCACUUGAGCGUUUCACGUAUGGUAACGCCGUAUUUCAAAUGCUUCUAUAACAGUUUUCUCUUUUCGAUUGUGCUCGCCGUAGUCCGUAACGUUUCACAUCCGUAUAAUAAUUUUGCAUAAUUAUUAUUAUUAGGUAUAAUCUAACCCUCAACAACACGGCCCGUAGGGAAUAAUCAAUGUUAGAUAUAAUAUUAUGGUUUAAUGGUUACGCAAGAUUACAAAGAAAUGGCGGACUAAACAUAUCGCAAAAUUAAAAUAAACAGUAUACAAUAAGUAAUAAGGUGGAAUUAUAUUUUGUUUGGUAAAUUAUUGGAGCCGGUGACAAAGUCGAUAGCUGUGUCCGCCCACUGUAAGUGACUCGGCGAGAGUUCUUCUAUGAGCGGGUGAGAUCUGGUAGACCGCGAUUUCCCCGACUAUCGACGUGAUCGGUGAGAAUAUGUUUGAGGACACCGCUGGAGGAAUAAAUCCGUAUAAUAAUCGCACGCCUAUAUCGCGGUAUAUCUUCUAAAUGUUUUUUCUAGUCCCUAUAUAAUAUAAUACGUAUAAAAUAGAAAAUUAAACGUUAUAAUAUAAAUACAGUAUUUAAAAAUCGUAAAACAUUACGAUAAAUAAUUAAGUUAAUUUAUCAUUACAUAAACCUGGCAACGAUCACAAAACGUAUUUUAGUGUAUUGCGAAAUAUAAUAAUUAUAAUCAUAAUCAGAUUUAUUAUAAUAUUAUACGGUCUGUGGACGCCUCGGGUUUCUAAUUAUAAUUUUAACCCUCUUGGUAUAGUUCGUAUAUAUUUUAUACGGAACGAUCUGAGAUAUUAUAUAGUUACUGUUAUACAGCACUAUCGCCAUUAAUUAAUCCUUUCUCUCAGUGUUUAUUUAUUUGUUUAGUUUUUAUUUUUUCAUUUUGACCCGAGUCGUCGUUAUAAUAAUAAUUGUACUUGAUCUCUUAUAAUUCGUAUUAUUUUUCUCGUUUAAAAUAACCAUUAUGCGCGCGUUUUAUACGUAUAUAUAUAUUUUUUUUUUUUUCACUGGUUGAAAGAUAAUAUUAAUAUGGUUUAAGAAAUAAAAAAAAAAACAAUAAUUUUUCGUCUGUAUACGUUUUAUUUUUUUUCUGUUUCACUUUUGUUUGAAAUAUAUUCAGAGAGCACAUUAUCGUAAUAUUUCUAUAAAUCUCGGCCUGCAUAAUACUAUUAUCUACGAGACCAGCUGCGCGUUUCUCUCCGUCAUUAAUAUAUUAUAAUAUAUUUGGCCGCAACGCGAUAAAUAUUAUUCUUAAGAAAUUGUGUACAAGAAAAAAAAGCAAAAAAAAAACCUCGAGAUGUAUCAAAAAUCAAAAACAGGCCUAAAUAUUCAACACUAUAAUGAUAAACUUGCAAAUUUGGCUUUGUCGUAACGCGAAAACAAAUUUCUUUCUAACCGGCCUUUUUCCCUUUUCUUUUUUUUUUUCACGGCUGCACAAAACAAAUAGAUAUGCAAAUGCUGGAAGUUCUGUAUGCCCUACUUAACAUUCAUCAAGCAUGUUUUACCGGAAUCUUUUGCGAUACAUAAUAAUAAUAUAUAAUACCGGGUACGAAAUUCUAUCCACUCCGUCAUCCAAUAUAUACGAGUUUCGCAAUGUGCUUGGCAAUGGUUUGCUGCAGUGUCUGAUGUUUGUGUGGGAAAACGCGACUUUGACAAUGGCGCGUGUUACGACAUCGUCGUGUACACAUAAAAACAAUACUCGCGCGUAAAACGGGUCUCGUCGGAAAACGCAUAAACUAUGGCGAUUUUGUGUAUACGUUUAGAAAUGUAAUAUUUACGUAAUAUUUUUUUUUUUUUUUUUUACAUGUACGUAUUUGAAAAAAUUUACUCGAAUUUCGUAUAUUAUUAUUGUCGUGUGUCCAUAGUAGAAAAACGGACGGGUUUUUCGAUACGCGCGUCUCUUCGAUCCGUCGCUUGUAUAAUAGUAUUGUCUACCUACGUACGAUAAAUCCAUUUUUUUUUUUUUUUUUCAAUAUACCCAUUAUAUGUUAUUAUAAUUUUACCCCAUUCGAUCGAUUCUUUUGAAUAUUCCGGUCUAUACCGGAUGGUGAUUGCAGAUAGAAUAGUACGUUCGUAUAUAGUUAUUCGCGAGCAAAUAGGCACGAUUUUCCCGCCGACUCGAAAUCUCCCCGGCGUGUUUCUGCCUAUGAUAUAUUUGCGUACGCCACGUAUGGUAAUACUCGCGUGUAUGUCUGACGAAAACGUUUUUUCUUUUUUUUUCUCGAAAUUGUAUUCGAUAAUAACAAUAAUAUCGUUGUAUGCAUUAUAUAGUUUUAUAUGUACUGCAAUAACGCGGCAUGACGCGUUUUUAUGUAUCCCUUAUUAUAUCAAUACAAUCCGAUGCGUAUAUUAUGAUAUACGAUAAGGAGGCCAGAUUUCCGUUCGAAUAUAUGAUCAUAAAACGAAACUUUUUUUUUUUGCCCUUAUGGCAUUUACGUUGUCUCUUUGUCGGUGUUUUCGAAUUCUCUAAAUCUAAAUUCUCUAAAUAUUCAUAUUAGCACUCGUUAUCGAAGGUACAAAAAGUCGUGUUUUACAUAUCAUUAUUCGUUUAAAUUUUAUUUAAAUAACUGUAACUUUUUAUAAUAAUCAAUAUUUUUAAAAAAAACGCAUUCGAAAAGUUGUCUUUAUAAUGUCGUUGUCUAUGUGUUUUUUUUUUUAUCCCUAAAAUCGAUUUUAAAGACCUUAUCGUUCGUUUUACGUGAAGACGGUUUGCGCACAUGUGCUUUCGCGCGUUGGUCGAUGUGUUUUGUUCAACCGACAGAAUUUCUUUUGUAAAAUUCGUAUAUAGAAUGUAAAAAUUACAAAUAUAUUAGGUACACUAUAAGUUGGUUAACUUUUACCGGUCGAUCGUCAUAGGUACUCCGAAUAAAAAAAGGGGGGGGGGAAACCGUUUCAGUUUGUCGGGGUGCGGUCGGACAAAUAUCCAAUACUCGUUUCGGUCGGAUGUUUGGUUAGGGUUUUGAAACCCCGAAAUCACCCCGGGUGUGUAUUUACACUUCAAACCGCGUCCGAGUUCGGCCAGAGCCGAAACGUAACCAACUCGGUUUCAAUUGGUUUUGUACGGGAAUUUCGCAAAAUGUAACACUGCAUCUUGGUCUAAAUGUGAUACCGUUCCGAUAAUGUCCCCAAUGUACACUCAAUAAAUACGUGUUGCGUAUUUUACGCGUUUACAUGAUAUUAUUUCGCUCGGAACUCAUAUGCGGUCUGUAAAUACGCUCCCGGGGCACUAAUAUAUAUAUACAUAUAUAGUAAUUUAGUUAAACGUACCUUUUUGAAUUUUUUUUUUUCAAGAAAAAACCGUUCGCGCAGUCGAGUCGUUGUGUUAUUGUUGCGGUGUGGUAAUCGUGUUCAUGUACACGAGAGUCGUAAACCGAAUACCGUAUUCGACGUUGUAAUAAUAUGUUUGUAAGUAUCGUAAACCUGCGCACCCGUAGUUAGAGGAGGGGGUGGGUAGGGUAGGGGCGGGUUGAAAUCGUCGUCCGUGCUCGGGUUUUGUCGUUUUGAUCGCGUGCUGGACCGGUGGAUCGUAUAGAGAAAAAAAGCGUUGGCGCUGUGAACCGGCGUAAACGAUUUUGAUAAAACCGGUCGACGACGGUUCGCUCUCUGUGGCGCGACCGAGUACCUAUAUAAUAAUAUGGUAUCACACGGCGUUUUACAGAGAUGGGUAUGAGUAAUAAAUAUAUAUGUACAAAAAAAAAAGAAAGAAAAACGUUUUAAAUACAAUGAACGUAUUAUUUAUUAUAAUAUGUAUACCGGCUUCUCGGUUCCGCCCACUGCUGCGGCGUACUAUAUUCCCUCGUGCUUUAUUGUAUCUAUGCAAUAUAUAUACGACCAUUAUUUUUUAUGCGCGCGAAAUAGUGGAAAAAAACAAUAAUCGUAAAAAGAUUUCGAUUCGGUAUUAAUUUUGCGUUUCAAAAGGCAGAAAAACCGCGCGAGUCGGCAGUCGAUCCGUCCGCACACGUGUAUAUCCUGCUCAUUAAAAAAAAAAAAAAAAAAACUAAAACCUUUUCGCGCGCUUUUUUUUUUCUGUUACGUUUGUACAUUUUUUAACGGCUUAUUUACACGCAUACAGUAUAAUGUAUUGAUUAUUAUACAUAUUAUAUACGAUAGAAUUGCUAGGAAAGAAAAAUAUAUUUAUAAAUAUAUUAUGAAAUGUAGGCAGGAAUAAAACAUGUUUAGUUUAAAUAACAAUUAAUAAAAACGUGAAGGGAACGAAAUGUUUAAAUAUAUAAUAUUUUGAAUAUCGUUAUAUUACAAAAUCAAAACGUUUAAGUGGAAAACAUUUUAACGUACUGACCUAUCAAUUUUACUAAAUAGACCUCCAAAUUAACGAAAACAAAUUUGUUUUAGAACUCUAUUAGAAUAAUUUAAAUUUGUAGUUGAAUUGACACGUUUUUGAUAAUUUAAAAUUCUUAGGUAGGUAUAGGUACAAUAUUUUCUCUUAUUAUUUCAGAGAUUUUUUCUCAUCAACAUAAAAGAACAAUUUAUGUUUUACGUCAAUUCACAAAAAAAAGUAUUUAAAAUCAUUGGUGUAAGCGGAGUUUUUUGGUCUUUCAGAGACCCGUUUGUGGUAAAAAAAAUAAAAGUUAAUUAAUUUUUUAUGAAUGGCAAAUUUGACACUCUUAAAAUUUUGCCGCUCCGAGCGCCUGCUUGUUCCGCUUGUAGAUAAACCUGACGCUGGCUAAGAUAAUAUAAUGAUAAUAGAACCUAUAUCGUCGUUUUGAACGUUUUAUCUAGCGCAACGUGACUGUUUAAAUUUUGCAGAUUAUUUCAAAACGUGUGUAUUCCGAAAUUCAGCAAUGUUCUAUCAAAAUGAUAAAAUUCUAUGAUCUAAAUUCCCAUUAGAUCCACCGUCUGAAUAUUACCGAUUUUUCUGAUUGAUAUUUCUUAUCAGUUCUUAUCGGUCGCGAUUUAAAUUUAUGUCACGGAUCAGACGCUUGUUACACUCGAUAAUAUAGACAAAAAUAUUGUAAUGAUAAUCAUAUUAUCAUAAUCGUGUUCCGUUAUCCAACGCCAUUCAAAACACUUUGGUAUCCGACAACCUUUCAACAGAUCGUUCAAUCGAAUUUCGGAAGGUAAGGUAAUAUUAUAGUCCGUCCGAUAUCUAAACAUCAGGUGAAUCAACCUACUUUAUAGCGUGAACGAGCUGUAAUAUUAAUUUAAUGUCUGUCCUUCAUAGAAAAUUAUUCGUGCAUAAAACAAACGCCCUGGAUAUUUCAAUCGCCGCCGACCGAUAAUUAUUAUUUAUUUAAUUGAUAUUCCGUAACAAAAUAAUCGUUUUGCCUCGUGCCCUGUCGUCUAAAUGAUAAUAACAAUAUUGUGUACAACGGGUUCGCCUCCAAUUACGUCGUGGUUAAAUAUUUAUCAACGCAUUAUAUUUUAUCGAAAACCGUCGUCGUCCGAUGUAAUAGAAUAUCACAUCAUGUCGAUUAUCAUGUGUAAAUUAAUAACACUACGUGUACAGAGCGAUCAGUAUAUCACGAACCCGCAAUUUCCUUGGGUGAUUUCAAGUGAAUUUUUCUGUUCUUUUUUUUUUCUUUUAUAAUCAUUAUGAAAUCGUUUAAACUUUAUUUUAACUGUUCACCCCUACUCCGGAUAUCUUAAACGAGUGUACAGUGUACACCUUGGAUUUUCAAACAGGAACCUCCUUGUUGAACACAGAUUCGAAUAAAGAAUUUUUUUCUAAAAAUGUUUGUAUAUGUAUAACACUAAUAUCGGAUUUGCCGUUUAUGAGCUAUAACAAAUUAAAAUGCAAACCUUUACUACUGAAAGAAUAAAUGGCAUACCCAUUUUUAGAUGAUAAAUGCAUACUUCCUCCCUACUUCUCCGGUCCAAUCUAAUCACUCAUAAACGGUAAAUUCUAUACUAAUAUUAUGUGUUCAAAAGAAGCGUUGUUAUUUGAAAAUCUAAAACAUACACUCAUUUAAACUACACGGAGUAGGGGUAAAAAUUUAAAACAGUGUUAAAAUAAAGCUUAAGCGAUUCCCUAAGAAUUGCGAAUAAAACGGAAAUCAAAUUCACUAACAAUUCCCCCGAGAAAAUGACUGGUUCGUGAUAAAUUGAUCACUCUGUAUACAGCCGUAUUUUUUUAGUAAUACGAAGGAAACGUGACAAAACUUAGUAAAUCAAAACUUAGAAAGUCAUUUAUUUAGAUAGGCGAAUUUGGGACGUGCCAUCAUAGUGUAUAUUAUUAUUUUCCAAAUUAUGCUUUUACAAGUUUAGGAUGUCCAACGCGAAAUAUUUCAAGACUGACUAACUAAAUUUAACACAUACGGUUUGCCUUUUUUACAUCAGAUUUUUAGUCCUACUUUUUUAUACUUUUAAUCUAAAAAAUAGCCUAAGUGAUAAUCAUCUAAAUAAUUUAUGAAAACAUAUAGUUUUAUUUAAAAUUUUUCGAACAAUUUAAAACGCAUAGUUUUUUAAAAAAAAAAGAGGUUCGGCCAAUUUUCUAACGGGGAGGGGGGGGAGAGUAAAGAUAAACGUAAAAUUGCACAUAAACGCAAUAUAAUAUUACUCUUACUCUACUAUUCUAAUUUUUGUGAUCCGAAAACAAUUGAAUCGUUCAAUAAUAUAAUAUAAAUGCUUUGUAAAAAAAAAAAUAGGAGUGUUUAAACUAAGUGCUGAAAACAUAGUAAACAUUUGUAUUUAAGAAAAUGAUAAUUUUAUCGUUUUCUGUUAGCGAUUCGAAAAAUAAGCUCAAAAUGUGUAUUUAUUGAGUAGCAUUCCUCUUAAGUAUUCGGAGUAUUUUAAAAAUAAUUUUUUUUGGAAGUACUCAAUACUGACUAUAUAUUCUAAGCACGUUAUAAUAAUAUUUGAUACUUAUAUAGGAACUGUGUAACGAUUGUUUCGACAAUACUGUUUUUACCUGCUCGUAUAAAAAAAAAAUUCCACUUUUUCCAAGACGCAAAUACUGAUAUUGUUAUACGCAAUACAAUAAUAUAAUAUAAUGUAUUAAGUAUGAUGAGGGUUUUUUUUUUCCCUCGAAAACUUUGAAAUUAAUUACUCUGAUUGAUGGUAAAAGAAAAAAAAAUUGAUUACUUUUUAAUGUAUUAUAUAUAUUAUACUGGCUGUUUAUUCUGUGUAUCAUUAUACAUAGAAUGCCCUCGUAGUUCGACGAGGUUUUUUAUUUUUAUUAUUAUUAUUAUUAUAAGCUUCGUAUAAUAUAUAAUUUUCCCAAUAGCAUUUUGUGUGUUGUAUUGUGUAUUAUAUAUAUUUACCUAAUAAGUACCUAUACAUGUAGGUAUACUUCCAAAUAUUGUGUUUAUUAUUAAAUACAACCCCAUCGUCGAUGAUUAUUAUUUUUUUUCAACUUGCUUGCGGGCGCUUUAAACAUAGGUAUAAUGCUAGUUUGAUAUGAAAAAAAAAACACGUGUCGUGUUUUCAUCGAAUAUUAUUGUAUACUAGCUGUGGCGUCGGCGAUAGUAUUGGUUCUAUAGAACAGGUGACAGGUGCCGCGGCCGUCGCCGUAAAUGAAAUUCGGAAUGAUUGAUUGAUUAUAGUUUUUCCAAAGACGAUGUAAAUAUAAUAUAAAAGACAACUCGAAACUGACGUCAUCUUGUAUAAUAACGUAUAAUAAUUCGAUCAAGGACGGGGUAUAAUUGUAAUUUUUCUUUUCGAUAUCCUAUUCAUGAAAUAAAAACGCCCAUUUUCUUUUGGUAUAGGUCAUUUUUAAUCUAUACGCGUAUCGCCUACCUUCCCCCCCCGUUUACUAAUUAAUCACGGAAUUCCACGUGCGUGCAUUGUGACGCGUUCGAUUGUCAUUUUUAAUAAAAAUGCAAAACCGAUUGUACGAUUAGAUAUUAGACAUUGGGCUUUUUUUUUCAUUACGGGUUAUUUAUUCGAAAAUGGUAAAUAAAAACACAAUUAACAUGCCUAUUAUUUUUUGAAACUUUUGGAUAUUUAUCGAAACUGCAAUGCGGUUUUCAUUUCGCCUAAUUCGUGUAUAUUAAUAGUUUGUCAGCAGUGAACGCAGGGAAGAUUUUGAAGGUUGAAAUCCACCACUCUAACCACUCCUCUUCCGAAAUAUAUAGUUUCCUUUAACUUACGCAAUAUUAUGUACCAUAUAUGCGUCCGUGUUCAAAAUCGUUUUUUUUUUUUAAAAAACUAAUUUUUCGGUAUUUUGUUUUUGCAGAUUCGUUUGUAAACAGCCAAGAAUGGACUUUGUCUCGGUCCGUUCCGGACCUGCGGCUAGGCAUCGUCGGUUCGCUGUCGUCCGGAAAGUCGGCCCUGGUGCACAGAUACCUGACGGGCUCAUACAUGCAAGAAGAGAGUCCGGAAGGCGGCCGUUUCAAAAAAGAGAUAUCCGUGGACGGUCACAGUCACUUGUUGUUGAUCCGAGACGAAGGAGGUUCACCGGAGCUACAGGUUAGUUAUUCAAAAUUAUUAUUGUUUCGUUUAUUAAGCCGAACCCUUACCCGUCAAAUAAUGACAAUGGCCCAAAAUGUCACUGUUGUCAACCGUUUUCUCCCAAAAUAUCAUAUAUACCGUAAUUUCGUAUUUAUGAUGGUGUUUGUGCAUUAUCACUCCACCACGUGACUAUCCGGCUCGGUUUUUCGGUCACUAAAGGUUUUAAGUUUUAAAUAUUUACCGCCAAGAUUAGAAUAAUUAGUCUAAAUUAAUUCAAAUUUCCGUGGUAUUCACAUAGGACACUACUAACUUCCUUGAGCCGUUUCAGAUUUGGACGUGGUGGAUUUUGUUUUUCAACGGUGCGUGCCGCUUUGGCAACUUUUUCUCUUUUAUUGUCUUUUUGACAACUAGGUAUACUGAGUGUAUAAUAUAGGUCCUCGGAAAAGCCGCGGUUAGGACAUCGCGAGAAUUUUAUCAAUUUCCGGAAAAUCGAGUCAACAACGGCCGCCCCGACGACCGUGUUGUGUAUAAUAAUUCCAUGCAUCCUACAGAAGGAAUGUGUUCGCAUAUUGUUAUUUAAAUAACCCGAAAACGUUAAUGUACUUUGCGGCCGACGCUACGGCGGCGGCGGGGAGGACGGAAGUCGUUAUUGCAUUAAGCCGAGGGGAAAUCCGGCCGCUCUUAAAUUCGAUGCAAUCACGCGAACGAAUAUAACCGCUCGGCGCUACUGGCGAUUUCUUCGCGGACGACUAUCGAUCAGAAACACACUGCUAAAGAAACAACAUACAGGGUAAUAUUUUUAUCUGCACGAUCCAACGAUUAUUCACGACGAUUUUGAAUGAAAUCGACGUUGCUUUUUUCAGUCGUUAAAUGAUUUUAUUUACUGUUUUUCAAAAACUGUACCCUUGUUCCGUGUAUACACACUAUAAACACAUAUUAUCAAUUUUUGAUUUUAAAACGGCAAUAUUCCCCUUUUCAAUUGAAACGCGGUAAAAAAUUAACUAAAAUUCGUUUUCGGCGUAGUUCGCGGGGAAUUAUAAUAAUAUUACAAUGUUCUCUGUACGAGUCCAUACGAGCUUUUAAAAUCCCUAUAAAAUAUGUGUUCGCUAACUGAUUUUCACGUAUUUUUUUUUUUGAACGCGUGUCUGUCGAGAUUUUAAUUCUGUAUUGUCUGUUCGACGCGUAUUUUCUCCCGGGAAAAAUCGCGUCUUCUGAGUGAGUGCUGUGCAGUACAGCCGUUGAAAUACGUUAACGUUGUAAAAAGUUCGCAAUAUUUUAACUUGAUUCGUUAAAAAGACGAUAUCCAUUCGCGUGUACAUGUAUACAAGUCGUUCGCCACUUUGACUUUGACGUAUUCGCCGUACCACUGUAUAGUUCCGAACGUUCCGGUCCCAAGGGGCGUCGCGAAUAAAAUAACUUGUAGCAGUGUUAUAAAUAUAAUAUUAUACAAACGCAUAAUAAAUUAUUAGUAGGUAUAUAAACAGACCUACGUACUAUCGUCUUGCAAUCGCACGACAACUUUUACAAACGAAUUUCGCGUCGCGUUAUUUUUUGUUGGGGGGGAGGGGUUGGUGUGACGACGUAAUAUUUUCCACAUAAUAAAGUGAAUGUUUUCCGUUUUCCCGUUCGCGCGGCUGCAGUUGUCGCGUGCGUCUGUAUUAAAACUUUUCGAAACUGUCAAAUAUCCGAGUAUAAUAUUUCAUAUUCAAAUAAAGCGCGUACUCGUGCAGUGUGCAGGAAGCGUAUUAUUAUUGUUUCGUCGUGUUAUAAUAGGUAUACGGGUUUCGCUAAUUUAUAACUAUUGCGCACUUAAAACGCCGUUUUUGUUAAGGCCGUUUAAUUUUUUUUUCUCUCAAAUAAUUAUACAAAUUAAUUAUAGAGAAUGAAAAAAAAAACGGUUAUCCAAGUGCCGCUUUUAAUAAUAAUAGGUAUACAACUACAACACUCGGUCGGCAUUUUUAUUAAAAGCCAUUGUUUUGUAUGUAUAUAUAGAAAAAAAUAAAAAAAAUUUCCUAAUUUUCUUUACUUAUAUUAUAAACAAUAAAAACAAUUAGCAAUCGUCUUUUUGCGUUCAAAACUCUUGUUAUUCGUUCGUUAUUCCGCGUAUAUUAUUCAUCGUGGUAUAUUAUAAAUUAUCAUUAAUUUUUUUUUGGUAUACCUACACGUCAGGUUAAUAUACGGUUUUAAAAAUAAUUUAGUAUCAUAAAAAAUAAUACAUAUGCUACUAUCUGCAGAACGUGUUUCAAUAUUUGAAUGGUCCUGUAAGCUUUUUUAUUUUAUAAAUUGUAAAUUAAAAGUAAAAGUAAAAGUAAAUUAAAAAAAAAAAAACCAAACAAAUGGAGCGUAGGCCCCUUCGAGCAAAAAUAAUUCAAAAAAUUGCAUACCGAAUAUCGAAAUUUAUUUGUUAUUUAGAUACAUGUUAUUAGACUGAGAUCGUCAUGUAAAAAAAUUGUUUAAUAAUAUUAUCACUCGAGAAGAAAUGUUCCUUUUGAUAAUUGCACUUCGUACGAUUAAUACGCAUUGAUAUUUGUUGUUUUUUGUUCAUAAAUGUUUAUUCCGAGAGACCUUGACAAAAUUAUUUAUUAGUUUGAACUUUACUAACGAUAAACUGCAAUAGCGGUAAUAUAAUCUCAACGCGUUUAAUUGAACAUUUAUAUUAAAUUGUUUGUUUUAUGUGUCAGAAUAAUAUAUUGCAAUAACAAUUUAACUUCGAUUAUUCAGUAAUGCAUACAGUGGUAAACCGACGAUUUCAAUUCCUUCGCAAUUGUAUUUCAUUUUUUUGUUAUUAUUUAUGAUUUUAUGAAAUAUUACUAAAGUCAGCUUUAACACCAUGUUUAGAACGCGUUCGACACAAUCACUGCACCAGACGAAACCUCUUAAAACAUAUCACUAUUAAUUACAUAAAACUAUAUCGUCGAAAUAACGAAAUUGCUACGAGUUGCAAUUUUGGUACUAUUGCAUAGAAUAUUAUUAUAAUUUAUGUAUUCGGUAGUAAAUAUCACAGGGAAAAAUAUAUCGGAUUUUUUAAAAUAUUUCACAGGAUUCUAAAAAUACAAAUUAAUUACUAUACACAUUUUUAUAAAUAGCAUAUGACAAGCAUUUAACAAAAACAAAACAAAUUCCUUGUUCUGUCGCGACACUGAGUAAGUAUUAUUGUACAUCCGUGUCGGUGAUACAUUCAUUAUAAAAUAUGACAUUCAGUCGCGAUGAUGUUGACAUUAUAUAUAAUGUACGAAAAACAUGUCAAUGUAAAAAAUACAUCCAUCUAAAAAUGUAUAAAUAAUAUUAUAUACACUACCACAAUCUAUAACGGACGUCACAACAAAAGGAACGCGAUGUAUUAAUAAAGCAUAUUAUGGAUAGUAUGCCGGUGUCACAGAAUUUUAAUACCUAGGAAAAUCAUACCUCCUCGGCAGUACGAUAAUCCUAAGAUAAUCUUAACCCCAAUACCAAAAUCCUAGAAAAUAUCUAACUCCUAAGAUUAUGUAAUGGAAUUAUGACUUUCCUAGCAUAAUCAUACCAGCCAAAAUACACACAGUAGGUAUGAUUAUAAUAUAGGAAAAUCUUACUUCCAAUCAAAAUUGACUUUGAAUACGUUUCAUAUUCCAUUAUUAAGUACAUUCUACACAACAAGUAAGAAUAUCCUAGGAAAUCGAUAUUGAUACUAUUGAUAUUUGGUGCAGUGUAAAUUAGUAUAUUAUAUUACUUGCAAUUAAUCUAAAAUGUAUUCUGGAAAUACCUCGUUUGAACUCUAAGCUUUUCUAGCUCAUUACAGUUGUUCGAGGGCUUUAGCCGUAGAGACUUAUACAUCUUAUAGAACUUAUAUUGGUAUAGAUUAUUAAUCUCGGGGUCUUGAUAGCGUGAUCGUUGUACCGCAUACGUAUCCGAGAGAAUGAACGAGGUGUGAUAAAGAAUAACUCUGGUCUCCAGGACAGCCACUAAAAACAUUCCGUGUUAUUCUCAGGCAUGUAUACAGAGGGGAUUUAGAGAUUUCACCCUCCCGAAAAUGCAUCAUAUACUGGUUUUAUAGUUAAAAAGUUAAAUUUGUUUUCUAACUAACUUCUGUGCACGUGUCGGAUUAUUGUCAUUUAGUCUUCGGGAAGAGGUCCGCCCACUUCCACCCGUUAUCAUGCUGCUGAAUGCUCCUUCUAGACUUUUUUCUACCUGUCUUCUAUCUCUAUAGUAUAUUGUUUCCAUCAAUCGAUAUUUCCCGUUUUGUCUGGGUCUUCGCUUUAAUUCCGUCCGACCGAAGCUCUCCCUUGCAGGUAUUUUACUUGUCGCUCGCCAAUCUAUAUGCAUGCAUAGAUAUACCUUUAAUAUAACCGCUCUAAUAUCGUAUUGCUUUUCCCCGCUUAUUACAUAUGUGUCCAAACCAGACCAGUGUCUACCCAUGGGAUACAAUCCUAACAAAAUCAUUUUGUUAUCUCACGUUGUAUUACGUGUAAAAAUACAAAAUAUUAAAAAAAAAUUUAAAAAAAGUAUUUUUAUACCUGGUGAUUCAUUUAAGUUGGUACAUUCAUUGUCUCGAAAAGUAUAAAUUUUCUCCGGAAUUUGUUUUCUAGAAUAUUUAAGAAAAAAUCUGCUUUAUAAUUUUAUAUUUAUGUUAAUUUUUGUCACUCUUAUUUUUGGGGAUAAAACCACUAUCUACUAUUGAUUUUCAAAUGGCAACCUAUAUUAAAAAGUCCAUAAAAUAGGAGUAUUAUUUAAAAUAAAUUUUAAUAUUGAAAUGUUUGAUUUCUGUAAAGUUGUUUACGAGAUAUUCCACUUUUGAAUUGGUAGAGUAGUGGUGCAUUAUUAAAACACCGCGCGCCGUACCGCCACACAUAUGAUACUCCACUACUCUCAUCCAACUCAAACUUAAGAGUGGAAUAUCUCGUCAACGAAUAGACGGAAAUCAAAAAUUUGAACACUAAAAUUUAUUUUAACUAAUACUCCAUUUAUUUAUAGACUUUUUAUUAUAAGUUUCCAUUUGAAAAUCAUAAGUAGUGGUUUUACCCCCAAAAAUAAAGGUGACAAAAAAUAAUAUAAAUAUAAAAUUAUAGAGCUCCUUGUUUUUUUAAUGUUCUAGAAAACAAAUUCCGAAAAGAAUUAGUAUUUUUCGAGAUAAUGAGUUUACCCACUUAAAUGAAUCACCUGGUAUUGUAAAAAUGAAAUUGUAUUGUGACGGAUAACCGCCAAAAGCGGAUCCGGCCAACGUAAACAUUAUAAUGAAUAUAGCGGUUCUAUAAUAUAAUAUUAAAGUAUAUAUAUAUAAAGGUAUUUCUUGAUUACGAAGACGGUGAUCUCGUGGGCACAGCUGUUCAGUUGACGACGAUGAUCGGCUGUGAAAAUAUAGAAACGUGGACCGGGCGCGAAUCGUGUGUGGGAUAACCGACACGCUGCACGUUUCGGGGAUUAUUUUGUCAACAUUUACUUCCGACCGAAGGAUUCUUUUAUGAUACGCACAAUAUAGGUAUACACUGACGCUCAUGCAUUAUUGUGAAAUAUAUUUUUUCCCCCAAUGCAAUUUAUCCCCAGAAAAUUGUACGUUCGAAAUAGGUAUCUGCAGUUUACCUAUAAUAUUAAAAUCUUUUUUCUUAUUAUUUUGUUUAGCUCUUGUUCGUAUAUAUGAUUUUCAAUGUUAUUGUACAGAUUCUCAGUUUUAACAGAGUGGUUUUUUUUUUUUUUUUUAGAUAAUUUUUAUUCUAAAUAGUACUCGGAAAAACUUAAGAACUUAAGUCGUAAAAUAUAUUUGAUUGAAAAUUUUGCUUGAACGAGUCAAAAGGUAAAAUUCUCUUGCUACAAAAAAUUGAGAAAUAUACGCAAAUACUUUAAAUCUAGACUUUUAACCGUCGUCGCUUGAACAUUCAAAUUUAAGUUCCUAUAGCUGACUAUGUAUUCAUCAUAUACUUUCAACAUGUCAUUGAAAUAAAAAGUAAUAGUACCUAAUAAAAAUUGUAUCUAUUUUAAUUAAUAUAACAAAACAAUUCACAAUUUUCUUAAGACUUACAAUAAUUUCUUCUUUCUUUUUUUUCUUUUUUUAAUUUCGUCUGUUUUAUUUUAGUUAAUUGAAUUUAAGUGUUGAUUAAUUUAUAUAUUUUUCCUUAAACAUUAUAAAUCAUAAGAAAGUUAUAAAAUGCCCCAUGUAGGACAGACAAAACUUAGAGUAAGCUGAGCAAGCUAAACCCACUUAGUUUUGUCUAUACGCCACCCAAUUUUUGAAAUGAAAAUUAAUUUUGAAUAACAUUAUAAUUUUCUAUUUCCUGAACCAUUAUGAUCAAUGUGUAAACUGCAAAGCAUUUGUAUCAUCAUAACUAAAUAUUAUCAUAAUAUUGUAGGAUUUUAGUGAUAAUAUUUUUUUUGUUUAAAUAAAUAUUAAAUAUUUUAUUAUAAUUAUGACUGUUAUCUAACAAAUAUAGCCCAUCGUAGUUUUAGGAUACUUCCAAAUAAACUGAUGAAAACGCCACAAAUAAUAAAUUCUGUUUUAAGAUAAUGUAAGUAAUACAUAAUGUGUACCGUGAACACAAAACUGUUACUCGUACCUAGUAUUAUAGUCAUUAAUUUGCUUUACGAUCAGAAUCCAAUUACUAAAGUGAUACGAUAUCCCUUUGAAAUAUCAUUAACAUAAUAUAUUCUGACCUGAUUAAUAUUUUAGUCACUAGCUCUAGCUGUGCUCCCUAUUAUCCGCUUGGUAUGCUGAAUUUUUUUAAUAUUUUUUUUUCAUACGUAUAGUAAAUUAUUCGCGUAUAUUCGUUCACUAUACAUUAUAAUCACUGCAAUCACUGCAGCGCGUUUCUUUAUGAAUAUUCGAAAAACUUUUUAUAAUGCCCUGUCAUAUAAUUAUACCGUCCGCGGUCUUGGGUGUACAAUGGUAGCGGGUUCUGCUUUAUAAUCAAAUCGAGUCUUUAUUAUUAAUGGUUAUAUCGUGGAAAAGGAAACGGGGAGGAAGAUGAGGGGUGGUAAGUAAGGAAUUGCGGGAACGCGUAGUUCGUGCAAAUAUAUAUUUAUUUUUUUUUCAGUGAUUUUAUUUGGUCGUCCUUCUGUCGGUGUAUUUACACUUCAACCCCUACCCCCUUCCCCUCCCCGCCAGUUACAUACACACACGCGUUUAAAGACUAUUGGCGACGGCGGUUUAGUAAAAUAGAUUAAAACCUCCGGGACGGUUAUUGUUCUUAUUUUCAUCCCGGCGACGACGACGACGGCAACGGAAAAGGAAAAGUCAUAAAAUAACAUUCAAUUUGAGCCGGAACGCCCUAAUGUCAUCAAAAUAAGGCUGUUUCGUCGCUGCCGCCGCCGGUUAUAUUAUAUGUGAUAAAUUUACGACAAAUUAUUAUGUGUGUAUGUGUAUGUACGAUGUAUACGACAGUAUGUAGUCAUAUAAGUAAAUAUUCUUCUCAGAGAUGUGAUGGGAUAGACAGACGUCUCCGGGGCAAUCUCUCGUAAAUUUUAUUACGUAACGCCGUCAAUUUGACGCGUAAGUAUACAUGGUUGCAGUUUGUCGCAAUAUUAAACGCGCCCACUCUGUGUUCACACAAUAUAUAGGGUAGUUUUUGUAUGUUUUCUGUCUGAUUCUUCGACACGUGUGUACACUGUAUAUACAUAUGUAAAUCUAUAUACAUAUAUAAUAUAUAAAUCUUAAUUUAAAACAAAAGUAACGUCACGUAGCAAAUUAAAUAAAAGAUAAACGGCUGAUACAUACAAUAUUAUCAGAAAAUUGCUUGGACAAGUGCAAUAAACUAUUACUACCGUGGCAGUAAAAUAACCUAGAACGGUAAAAAUAAAUCAGAAAUAAUAAGUAAGAUAUUGUAAAGGAAAAAUAUAUCUUCACAAUAAAAAUCAACUGCGAACAGCACUGGACUCGAUACUAAAAAAAACUUUUUAAAGGUAAACGUAUGGAGUGUGACGCUAUACGGUUUAGUUUGACGUGAAUAGUGAACUCGAUCGAGAAAAAAAAGGUAGAAACAUUUGAAAUGUGGUGAUGUUACUGUAAUAGAUGGUCGGACAAUUGCGUGGUGUCACAGAGCAACACAUGAAGGCAUUUUAGGAACAGAAUAUAUAAGGGAUAUUACGCCAUGAUGAUAGUUUAUUGAAGUCGAUUAUUGAAGGUUACGUAAGAGGUAUAUCAAUUGAAAGACCGAGGAUAUAUACUGCGAGUCCUUAAGGGAAUGAAAAGUUAUCGAGAGUUGGAGGAUUUGAAGAAACACGCAGCGGAAAAAAAAGGCACUAUACUUGUUUUUGUCCGACAACGGAUAUUUAUGUACGAGCGUGCUUAAGGUUGGACUUUUACCGUUAUUGUUUUGACAUUUUAGACUCUGAGUGAAACGAAGAACCUUAUGGUUUUACAAAGAUGUUUAUUUUUUUUUUAUCUGUUAACAACUUUUCUAGCAGAAGACUUGCUCGGAUUUCUAAGUGUAGUAUCUUUUCUAAAAGAAAAUCGGUGUGGGAGAGGUACCUUAAGGGGGUCAUUUUUCGAUAUUCUUUAAAGUGUUUUCAUAAAAUUUGAAAAAUCGAAAAAACCAGGAAAAUGUACGAAAUAUAUAACUAAAAUAUUACUAUUUUUAAUCCUGUGCACAACUUUUCUACCAGCAAUUUUGUUCCAACUUUUAAUGAUAGCAAUGUUUCUAAAAAUAAUUUUCACUAGCAAAGUACUUGAAAAAGAUCAUUUUUCGAAUUAAACAAAGGAAAACCGGGAAAAACUUAAACAAAUCGAUACAACAUUAUACGAAUAUUAUUAAUGAAAAUAUAUAAAGCCUAUUUAAUCAUUUUACUAUAAAAUGACAUGUAUAUUGUUGACAAAGCAACACUAGUGAUCAACUAAACUCCUCUCGGAACCUUUCUUUCGUAAGCAAUGUUUGACAGGUAAACAUUAAAUUGUCUAUGGUGUCUGCACCAUUGACCUAGGAUGUCUUUGUAUACCUAUUUCUUCGGCUCGCGUACCUAUUAUUUUGUUUGUCUGAAAAUGGGAAAUCGUGAGAAAAUGUAAAAAUAACGCCGUUCGUCCACUGUCGUAUUAAUUAUUAUUAUUAUUAUAUAAUAUAGCUAAUUUCCGCCAUCAAAAUUCGGGUGAGAAAUAAGGCACAAAUCGAUUGUAAUCGAUUGUGACGUGCGGUGGUGUGCAUUCUCUUGGAUUUUUCGGCGAUUGUAUUGCUUGUCAAAUGAGUAUUUUGGAAAUGAUAUUAGGUUAUAAUAGUAUAUGUAUAAUUCCGUGAGAACGAUAUUACUUUAUAUCCGUGUAUUGUUGUACAAUACGGAUGUCAAAGCCGGUGUGCUUUGUAUACGGUUUUUGGUUAUAUUUCGUAUGCAUCCGAUAGUGUUCUCAUCAAUUUUUUUUUUUUUUUUAGAAUAUACUAGUAUAAUGUGCGUGCCCUAUGCGAGAUAUUUUAGUGUCCAUAUGGUCUUAAACAAUUUUUUAUAUGAAAAUAAAAAUCAAUUUAAAAUUAUAUACACAUAAUUAAUAAAAAUUUCCAAAGUAAAAUGCUCAAAAUUUGAAAAAAAAAAACAAAUUAAAGUAUCGUUUAUCACAAGAAAAUUAUGAAUUUGUAGUUAUUAUUACUGAAAUUCAUAAUAUUUGUAUUACUAUAUUAUAUAAUGGUUUUAGUGACACAAGACAUAAUAAUAUAUUACCGUGAUAAAUUUUUUGUUUUUUGUAGAAUACUCAUAUUAGCCAUUUUUUUAAAGGUUUUAUUUGAUAGGUAUAACUGUGCGGAUAAAAUUGUUUAACCAAACAGAAAUACUUGACUAUAGAAUACAAGAUUUAUUACAAGUUGUAGGUACUUAGUGGUCGAGAAAAAAAAGUUGAGUGUCGUGUAGGAAUUUCUUUUUUUUCGUAAAAGUUUUAAGAUCAAAUUUUAACGAAAAUCGUAAAAAUCACAGCGUUUUUGAAACAUGCAUAACUGAACUUUGCUCAGAAUCGUAUUUCGUCUGAAAUGGUUCAUCGUUGCUUACAGAUGUAAAUUAAAUUUAAAUCGUAACGUUUUUACUAUUUUACUAUAUCGAGACUGUGGAGACUAUUAGAGAGUAUACGUAGUAUACCGGUGAUUUUUUUAGCAAUAUGUAUAGUACAUUCUAUAUGGGAACACCGCUGCAUAUGCUUCUAUACAUACAUAUAUAUACAGUGUGUGACAUAAUAAGUGUAUAUAUUGUGUGUGUCCGGUGAAUUUGUUGUUGAAUUAUUAUUGGAAUAACGUGAUUAAUCCACUUGAAACUUUUCGCGGGAUUUUAUACGAUCAGAGCCGAUUACUGCGGCAGUUGCCCUCCUCCCCUUCCUCUCCUGCCGCAACAGGGAAUAAUAUAUGACGGUUGGGGAAAACUGGGAUCCUCGGUGACCGUCAAUAUUCCGGUCCGUUGGUUCCUGCAGGUUUAUCUUUUAUAUAUACGAGUAUAAUAAACAAUAAUUGUCGACGGCCGGUUUUUUGAUUUUUUUUUUUUUUUUUUGGCCCCGUGACGCUUGAACCCUCGCGCCGCCGCCGUUUCCGACCUUCUUGUAUUAUAAUUUGUAUGUUGCGCGACGUGCAUAGGUUAGAUUAGAAGGUACCUAAGUGUACGCGCCGCUAUAUUAUAUGAAGUAAAGCGAUAUAAUUUUUUUUUUCGCGCCUAAUCCGACGUUUAUAAUAAGAUUUUAAUACUGUGCACGCACGUCGCACACGUAUAUUGUAUAAAAGAAGGUGUCGAAAUCACGCGGGACCAAACGAUACGAUUCGAUAAAUACUGUAUAAAAACCUACAUACCAGAAAAGUGUUUGCCCCUUUUUUUUUUCUGGCAGCCACUGUGUUGUAACUUUACCGUCGUCGUUUAUGUACGUACCCGAUUCACCUCGAUCAAACCCGAAAGUAGGUACCUAUAUAACCUACCUAUAUAACGCACUAUGUACCUUUACACGCGCUCGCGCUUUUCACCCUUUUGACAUGCAAAUUAAUUUUAUCGCGUACCACUCCUAUAUCUCCAAUACGGGUUUAUUAUUAUUAUAUUCUUCGGCUGGCCAUUGUUUUAUAUAUAUAAUAUUAUUGUGUAAAAAACACGUCGCCGCGACCGUUUUUCCGUUAUAACUUUAUACCUGGUAGUUCUAUAUAUACCAGUUUCGUUUACCUGUGACAUUAUAUUAUAAUACUAUGACGACGUGCGUAAAACCUUCGCUACGAUAACAAUAUGUACGAAGAUAAUGAAUGCUGCACUCUUCUGCAGGUGUUUUAUUGAAGUUUUAUUGCGAACUCACUUCAUGAUAUUGUUGUAGGUAAACAUUUGUGUACGUUUUUAAAAAUUGUGAACUUGCGGGUAUGAAAAAAGUCCCUGAAAGUGUAUGCGUGAAAUCAUGUGGUUCUAUAUAUGGUUGCGAAAAACAUGGACUAUCGGUACAAAAGAAGAGAUAAAUCUAGAGGUUUUUUGUAAUGCGUUGUUCCCGAAAAAUGUUUAAAAUUAAAUAAUAGACGAGAAUAACAAACGAUGAAGUGCUGGUACUGAACAAAAUUUAAAAAAAAUCCAAGAACAUUGACGUAGCAUAAAUGUUAGAAGAAAAAAAUGAUUGGGUCACGAUAGCUGGACGAAGUGCUUCGAGUGACGUACAAGGUCAUAUCAGAAGAGGAAUACCAAGGAUGAAGCUUAUAUAACAAAUCAUGAUAUAGACAGGGAUUAGGAGAAUUAUAAGGAGUUAAAGGAUUCAAGUUACAAUAGGAAGCAUAAUGGCGAACCGCAGCAAACCAAUAUAGCAAUUGAAAACGGAAAAAAAGAUUGUGUACGUUUUCUAUUUUUUUCCAACAGCGUUUCCCAGUUGUUAAAAAAAAACUACGGAGAAAAUCAAAAAAUAAUUUUCUAGGUAUAACAACUAUUGUAGACAAAAUUUGCUACCAAAAACCAUCGCCCCUAUAAAUUUAAUGAUCGGAACGAGAAUUCUGGUAGAAAAGUUGUUUGCAAACAGAACCCUCCCCCCCAAUCAAAAAGAACCAAUGCAUAUUCCUCGCGUAUUCUCUCGCUCAGAAUUUAAAGCGAGGUGAACAUUUCCCCGAGAUUCCACGUUAUAAAAUAUUAUAUGAAAUACUACGUAACAUAUAGCCGUACUAUUGUCUAUUAUUACGUUUAUUUGUCUAUAUGCUUAUAAUAAAAACGAAUGUUAACCGUGGAAAACGUCGAUUGUUGGGCGAAAACAGCUGGAUCAAUAACGCAUCAAUUUGGGUUACGGUGCCACCGAUGCCGCGGUCGUUGUCAGCUAAAACUGUGUCGACCGCUCGAAAUUAUUCGCGUAAAAUGUUCGGGGAGGACGCUAUUCGCCUUAUAUAAAUACAAAGUACGACUAUAAUAUACAAUAACACGUUUUUUAAAUAGGAUAUUUUCAAAAUAUUUAAAACGUGAUAUUUUAUUAUUAAAACAAGCGAAGAAAUUUGACUACUAUUUUGUUAAUCAUGUGUGCCUAUAUUGAUAAUCGUAACAUUAUUUUGAAGGAAAAUCAUAUUUAUGUUUCGGUAAUUUUUAAAAUAGCAAAACAAUAAUUAUUGUAUUUGAAUCGAUCGCUUGAAAAAAAUUAUGACUAUUCAAACCUAAAAGCGCUAAAACGGUUCCGUUUAAAAAAUAUUUAUAAGUUAUAUUUCGCACGUACGUGCACCACAAAGGUUAAAAAUUUGUAAAUUCAGUCAACAUUUCUGUAUAGUUCGAUUCCCCUCGCUUUCCUUAAUUCUCUUCUCCUCAUUUCAAUCCACGUCCAUCCAGCUGAACUAUUUCGUGUUAUCAUUUGAGUCCGAACACACGAUGUAUACAUACACAAUUUUCGAAAACUUUUCAACGUUCUUUUGCAGUGUUAAUCGCUCUCACACACCCACAUUAUAAUAUAUUAUAAUUUGUACUCCAUGUGCUAGUGUGGGUUUUUUCCCCUGGGCGGGAUCAUUCAACUUUUAAAACUCCUCCUCGUCCUGGUUAUGACUAGCGGCCGCGAAGGGAGGAUACAUAUUUACCCUGGUUCUUUAUAAACGGUUUACGUGUUAAAAUUUAUGGCGAUUACCUAUAUAAAAAAAUUAACGCACGUGUUACAAACCAAAAUUAACCUUUUCCGCCUUGUAUUUAUUUAGUGACGUUUACUACAGAAACGUCGUCGACGUGUUACACAAUGUAGACAAUGGUUUAUGAAACAUAAAAAUAUUAGUGUAAGUAGAUACUUGAAAUCGUACACUAAUUCUGAGCGUAAUUAAUACUUGCGAUUAAAUCAUUAUUAUUAUACGCGUAUAUACUUUCGUACCGUGAUUGAGUUACCAGACACAACCGUCCGAAAAUAUCCGAUCGUGUCUGCGAUUCAUAAUCUGUUUGAAUGUGGGGCUGAAAAAAAACCCAUAUAAUAGUAUUAUUAAAACUUACCUAAAAUACUAACGAAAUGUAAUAAUUUUAAAAUGUAUUGAUUAUUGUAUACUGUCAUUAUAUAAAUGUGUUCCGUGUAGGGUUGCGAAAAUCGAUUUCGAUUUCGAUAUGCUAUAAUAACCGAUAAUAUUAAUAAAGAAAUUUCAAAAAGUAAGAAAUUUUAAAAAAUGUUCCAGAUAAGGUACUCGGUAAAAAAAAAAGUUUUUUAUGACAAAAUCGAAUGGAGAAAAAAAAAUUAUAUUUUUUUUUUUAUAUUCUCUCCAUAGAUGAUUUUGAUAUCAAAAAUCUAGGGAAAGGGGAAGGAGGUGUAGAAGCCAAAAUUAUAUGUUUUAAAUAUUGUUUCGUAAUGAGUGGUUCUAUAUAAUUGUUCUACGUUGUGGUUAUUUCAGAGCACGUUUAUGUUUAUCGAGUUCCAGUGGUUUCACAGACGUAGUUUUCAUAAUUUUUUUUUUAUCAAUAUUCCCAUCAUAUCUAUCAAAAAUAAAAUAAAAUCAUGAUAUCGAACUGUAUAUUAUACACGUUUAAAGAUUUUUUUUUUUUUUGGGCGUAUAAAUACCUGCAGUGUAAUUAUUACCGUCACGUUCGUAUCCGACGAUGACGACGGUCCAAAACAAAAACACAACUCCCAUAAGUGGCUUCUGUUUACUUUCUGUUUACUACCCCAUAUUAUUAUCGUCGAUUACGUAUAUUAUUAUCGCGCGGUAUCCGUGUGCAGGAAAGUUUCCUCGCAAAUUUCUCGCCGCUGGUAUACACACCGCGCUUCCAGCGUUUCCCGUUUUGCAGGCGUUUUCCGGCCCGACCCGCAGUUUCGCCUAUACGUAUAAAUUGUACACGAUAUCGAUAUAAUGACAUAUAUAAUUUAAAUAUUAUAUACAUUACCGCUAUACCUAUAAGACUCAAUGAGAUAACGAAUUUGCUAAUUUGUUUUUUUUUUUUUUUUUUUUAUCUUGUCGAAAUACGCAUUAUAAUAUUAUAAUCGGCUGUUCAUUUUCGUUCUUUUUCUUAUUAUUACAUAAAUUCUUAUAAAAAUAUUAUAAAUAUUUUUAAUGAAUAAAUUGUGCUAAUUUAUUUUUAACUCUUAUGUAGUAAACUAACUUAACUCUAAAUCCCGAUACUAACAUUAGCUUGCAGGGGCUUAUUAACCUAUUUUAUUAUGUAUUCAAAACGAUUUCUUUAUAUUUUUUUUCGAUUUUUUUUUUUAAAUCUAAAUGUGGAUAAUAAUAAUAAUAAUAAUUUGUUAUAAUUUUUAAGAUGUGUAUUUUUCUCCUCGGAUUACACAUUUUCGGUUAGUGAAAAUAACCGUUUGCACCGUAACUGGAAAAUGCGGAUUUUUCGCCUCGGUGAUAAUUUAUUUGGCUAUACAAUAAAACAAAAGAGAAACCAUAACACUACAACGCUUAUACCGGUUUAUCGAGCUCCGCUCAGAAUUGUUUAUCGAUUGCAAUGGUUUAUCAUUAAUUUCAGUAUGCAAGUGUAAACUAAAUCACCCUAUUAUAUCCUAUGUAACUUGCAAACUAUUCUCGCCUAAAAUAAUCAGUGAUCUGCUCAUAUGGUGCGAAAUAUGUUCAGCUUUAUUUUUAUAAUAAUAAUUAUUCUCAUUCGUCUCAUUCGUUUUCAUCCCAACUAUAUGCAGUCUGCCACUUUCGUCCUAUACUUCCAAUCAACCCGAUCUUCCGCAUCAUCAUCCAACCUUCUCUUUUUCGAUCUUCCUCUUCUCCUCUUUCCUCUGCGUUUAUUUUCAUUACCAUUUUUAUUGCUUUUGAUUCCUCUCACCUCGUGACAUAUCCAAACCAUCUCAAUCUAUUUUCUCUUUAAUAACUAUUAUGCAAAUAAUUUAUUCUAUAUAAAUUGCCGUAUAUUUCCGCGUUUCAUGAUUAAAUAUAUAUUAUAUACUCGUAUUUGCUGAAUGAAAACAAGUAUAUUAAUGAGCUGUUAAUUAACGCGUGUCAACGUAGUUUUGUACAUAUCAUUACUUAUUUAAAUUUAAAUUUUUCCACCACACACUUUUCAAGGUUACCUACGUAGUCGCUCGUAUAUUUUUUUAGAGAUUUCCGGUGCUACACGCAUUUUGCACGAUUGCUUAUAUAACUAAAACAACUUAACAAAAAAAAUUAUUUGAAAUGCCUAAAGAUCGCAUCAAAUACCAAAAAAAAGCGAAUAAAUGACAGAUUUAUUUAUAGAUUUAAUUUUUUUUUUUUAAUAUUCACAACCGCUGCCUAUUCAGUUAACAUAAAUUGUAUAAAUUAUAUAAAGUUAACAUAAAUAUUUCAAAAUGUACCCAAGCAUAAAAAGCCCAAAAUAUAUCGCACCAUUAUUAGACCAUUUUUUGAUAUUUUAAUUUAUAUAUACUGAAAACGAUAAUAAUUAAUCGUUGCAUCAAAAAACUAAUCCGAAUGGAGAUCGGUAAACUGAUUCCAUAGUUAGUGUUACUUUGUCUCCUUAUAGCCAAAGUAAUCCAAAAGUUAAUCAAAAAUAAAACCAAUCUACCGUAAUUUCUGUAAUUGGUGUUUUGAUGGUUUUCUAGAAAAACAGUUGGGAAUUUGAAAACAUUUUUUAAGACACUGUGUGUAAAAGUCUAAUCAUUUUUAUUAACCAAAAAAGUUUUGUCUGAAUAUAUAAAAACACCUAAGUAACACUAAAUUGUAUAAUAUUUAUUUUAUAUCAACUUCGCUACAACACUUCUAAUAUAAAUACUGAGUUCAUAUUGUUACAUAUAAUUCGGACUUUGUAUGCUAAGAAAGAUAUAUCCUAAAAUAAGCGGGCUUAAAAAAAAAACAACAAAUAUAUUUUUGAGGGGGUAUUAUAAUAACGUGUCUGUGUGUGUGUGUGUUUGUGUGGGUGAGUGUAUGCGUCUUAUGUCAGUCGCUAUAUUAUGUUGACGCUAAAAACAACUCGUUUUUCGAACUAAUCUCAUUUCUCAUUUAAUUACAUUAGACGCCGCCAUGGUAAAAUAAUAAUAUUAUGCUUAUAAGUAUAUACAGAAUAAUUCUGCACUUAUCAUAAACCAGCAAUUUCUUCAGAAUAUAUUAAGUGCAUAUAAUUUUUGUUUUUGUCAAUCAUUUCAGUUUUGCGUAACCGUGUGAGCUUAAUUUUAAAACUGUUUUUAAUUGUGUAUUACUACUCCAUAUAUCUUGAACGAGUAUACACUUUUGAUUUUCAAAUAAUAUCCACUCCCUUUUUUUAACACGGAUUCGAAUAAAGAAUAUUUUUCUAAAAAUUUAGACCAGAAGAUUGAGAAAGAGUUAUAAAUUUCAUAUCUGUUUUUAGAUGAUAAAUUCAUAAUCCUCUCGUACUGUUCCGGUCUAAACUUUAAACUCUUAUAACUCACAAGUGGUAAAUCCAAUAUUAUAGUGUCUACUAGUGCCUUUCAAAGUUUUUAGAGAGACAUUCUCUGUUUGAAUCUUUGUUCAAAAAUAUGGUUGCAACGCGUGUUUGAAAAUCCAAAGUGUAUAAUUUUUGCAAGUUUAUGGAAUAGACGUAAAAUAUAAAAAUGCAAUUAAAAUAAAACUUAAACGAUUCCCUAAUAAUUGAAAGAAAAAUAAAAACUAGAAAUUCAAUUCAUUUAAAAUCUUCCGAAAAAAUCAACGGUUCGCACGAUAAAUGGAUCACCCUGUAAGUGUAUACACCCGAGUGGGUAUAUCUCUGGCGCCGUAAUUGGUUAUGAAUAAUUGACGUCUCGCGCUCUGGAUAAAAAAAAUCGUAUCCCGUGACCCGAGGUGUUUCUGACGUGUCCAUUUUAUAAUGGGUACUAUGUGAAUUAAAAAAUAUGCGCGUGCCGUACUUGAUGUGUAUUUUAUACACGUGUGUUAGCUAUGGCGCAGCACCUAUAGGUACGCCCGGCCUAAUAAAAUAUACAAGACGAAUGCUGACCGAAUGCAAAUAUUGACGCGUGUCGUAAAUGAUUAUAACCGAUCGAUCGUGCACGUGUGUAUGACGUUUUAUAUAUAUUAGAGAGGAUAAAUCUCACCGAAAUCCACUGCCUAUCAACGCUAAUAUAGGUGGGUAUAGGUGAUUUUAGAAUAGAUAAUAUUACACAAUGACCGAUAAAAUUUUAAUUAAAAUUAAAAAAGAACGAGAAAAAAAAAACUUGACAAAAUAAAAGAUCCAGCGCUGUAAAUCGUGACGUAUAUAAUGAGUAAUAACAUAAUGUAUUGUAGUAUAGCACCUAACCGAAAAUGAGUAAUUUUCGAGCUAGAAAAACAUUGUAUUGAACGAUGUAUUACUUUAAAAAUAAAGAAUAGGUCUAUUCAAUUCUGGAGUUAAAAGUAAGUCAUCGACUUUGAAGAUUUAUUUGUUACAUACAAUACGUAUAUAUUCAUUAUAUAUGCAAUAUAAUGCAAUAAACAUGCAUGGUGAUAGCUGCGGGGAUCAAUAAUAAGGACUGUAAUCGAUAAAAAACAGAACAGGAAAGUGGCCAAGACUAAGAAUUAUGUUGUCAGGCAUUUAGGAGCGGUGAAACUUUUGGAUUCCAGAGUCUGGAGUACAACGGAGAGACACGCAGAAGUAUUAUUUGUGAGAGGGCUGAUCUUAAAGACCGUUACCCUUUAAAAUAAGAAAAAUAACAUUAUAUACAUUGUCACCAUAAUUUGUUCCCCUCAGAGCGGGAAGCCUUAUUUAUACUUUUUAUAGGGAAAACGCAGCAAUUUGUAUUAUUUUUCGCGUAGUUAGUACGACAACAGUAAACCCUCGUUCCGCUCCGAAUCUAAAAUAUUAUAAUAAAACAUAGUGGAAUGUUAUAAAAAAAAAAAAAAACAAAUUAUUUAAAAUGAGUGAAAUAAUGUGUUAGGUUUUAUUUAUUUAUAUUUUUUUGUUUUUUUUUUGGCCCAUUCCGCAUUGCUUCCGCUAUGUCUCUCCUUGCCCCUCCGUGUCGUCCGUAGCAAUUUGCUCCUCAUUUCUUAUUCCCGAGAGUUUCGGGUGUUCCACGAUUCGAUCGUUGUCUUUAUCGCUUAACCUAACCUAGUUUUUUUUUUUUUUUUUUGAUAUAACGCAUUUGCGCAAUCGCCUUUUUUUCGCCCCGACAACGGGGCAGAUAACUGGUAACCGGGACUGUCCCCACCCGAGACGGAACGUACAAUCACGUCAAUAUCAAUAUUCCCAUACCAUAGAAUUAACCUCGCGCCGAUUUUUUACGUGUUUCGGUACUAUCGAUGAAAAAAAAAACUGUAUCGGAUCGUCCUUGACGGCGUGGUCGACCGCGUUAAUUUCGGUGACACGUUAAUAUUAUCAUAAUUAUAUUUCUUAUAACGCGGCGGGUGUAGGUAAAUUCGCUAUGCUCGGUCGACGAUUAGAAAUAUAAUGCGCAUUUAGCGCGUGCCGAAUUAGGAAUAAAUAAGUAAAAUAUACACAUAGUAUAAGUACCACAAGCGUUUGUGGCGACAAAAUACGAAUAUUACUAUUGUUAAUCGUGGAUUUGCGCGUAUACGACGGCUGCAGCAGCUGUUGACGAUUGUAUUAUUUGCCCGCGGCUGUUACUCGGCCCGUGAUGUGUUUUUGCAAUUUUCAAACUUAGAACCUAUCACGACGGUAUAUUUUUCGAGAUCCUAAGCAGCUUUUAUCAUAAUUGAGAAAAAACAAAAACAAACGUCCUAGGAUAAUGGUGACGGAUACAGCCAUUGUUAUAGAUAAUUUAAUGUUUACCUGUAAGCAACGAUAAACCAUUUAUUACGGAAUUACGAUUUUGAGCAGAGUUCAGUUGAUAGUGAUGCUUUGUCAACAAUAUACAUGUUAUUUUAUAGUAAAAUAAUUGAAAAGGCUUUAUAUAUUUUCUUUAAAAAUAUUUGUUUAAUGUUAUACCGAUUUUCCAAGUUUUCCUACGUUUUUCCCGAUUUUCCCAGGUUUUAUCACGGUUUUUCACAUUUGCUGAAAAAAAUUCGAAAAAUUACGUCUCUAAAGUACUUCGAUAGUCAAAAUUCCUUUUAGAAAAAGUGCUAUACGUAGAAAUCCAAACAAGUCUUCUAAUAGAAAAGUUGUUAACAGAUAAAAAAAAAAAAUGUUUGUAAAAUCAUACGCUUCUUCGCUCCACUCAGAAUCUAAAAUACGACUUUUUCAAAUUAAACGAUUUCGUUAUUUAAUAUUUUAUUAUAUUAUAUUCCGUCGUUAAUCUAAUAAAUAAUAUCGAUUCAUCGGAUUCGCCAAUUUUUUCAUGAAAUAUAAUUGUAUUAAUGAUUUUUGUAAACUUCAAAAAAUUGUAGAAAUUUAAUCAUCAUUAUUCAAUAAUAAAUAUAUAAAACACCAAAAUUUCGUUUCAAACUAUACAUAAUUCUUAAAAAAGUAUAAAAAAAGCUGUCUAAAAAAAAAUCAAACUUAAUAAAACUUCGUUUUAGCUGCCGACAGCAGCUGACGAAUUUCGUUUACGUUAUUUUAUAAUUUUUUUUUUUAUAAACUACGAUAUUUGUAACUCAUGCAACUUUUAAAAAUGUUCAUUAUAUACAUUGAAUUUUACCACUUUAUAUUUGUGGGACCGAAAUAAACAACUUUUUGAGAAAUGUCUAAAGUCAAUAAAUCCAAAUAGGCUUGCAGCAAGUCAGGACUUCGCGAAUGAUAAGUUUGAUAGUUAGCAAAUGAAAGAAAUAUUGUUGAAAAUAAAACGAAUGAGGAAAAUACGUGACAUACACGCACGCGUGUGUGAGUGUAUGUGGGCAGUUGUAUGAGACUUAACAUAAAUGCGGACGAUUCUUUCAACGCCGAAUUCACUAGAAUGUUAUUUUUUUUCGCAUAUUUAGCGUAAAUUUUGUAAAUUAGAGGCGAAAAAUUAUCUGUAUUAUUAUCUAUAAUUGUGCCAGUACUUUUGAAUAAUUAACCAUUCGGUUUUUUUUUUUUUUUUUUUAGAUUUAUGUUCCUAUAUAAUUAACAAAUAUUUGGGGGCGCCUUUAUUAUUUACAUAUAUAUUAUUCCGAAAUUCAACGUUUCCCCGUCCCCGUACAAAUUCGUGUAUCGUGCACGCAGGAUUUGUAUUGUAACGUAAUAUUAUUAUCACGACCUUUGUAAAAUAACGCCCAAAGCGAAAUGCGUCCCGAACAGCGCAUAUAAUAUUGUUUGAUUAGACGGUACCGUAUAAAGCGCACGCGCCUCCGGCAAAUAUUGUUUUCACCUUUGUAGGGGAUUUUCGAUGUGAUAUAAAACGUGUAAAUGACGAGCGGUGCUUAUUAAAUAAGGGUGUUACCCCCUUUCCGCCGCAGAAAAAUGUAUACCGUCCGUAGAAAAUGUGUGACAUUACUACGUAAACUAUAAAAUAUGAAAUGAGUUUUAGGCCGAUAUUAUGAAUCAUCUUGUUGACAAUAAAACUAAAAAAAUGAGUACGGGUGCAGCCACUGUUGUAGGUGGGGAGUUUGGAAAGUAAUACUAUAUUAUUAGUACUAUAUUAUCACAGAAUAAGAUAUUAUUAGAUUUAUAAGAUUAUUAUUUCUGUCUAACUGCGUGGUGACACUCGUUAAAAACAAUGAUUUCGUUACUGUUAUUACUUUGACGGUUGGCGUUAUUGUACAUAUGCAAGCUACCACACGCCCACGCAACCUUAGAUAAUAUCUAUGAUUGCAAUAUUGAACUUACUAAACUAAUAUUACCAACAAUUAACGCAUCGUUAAGUUAGCCCACGGAUGUUGUAAAUAAUGAUAAUAUAACCAUUAAUUAGUGAAAACAAUUAUGUAAAUAAUUUUGUUUUCACUUAUUACUCUUCAGUGUCAGUGUAAUAAUAUUUUGUUUACUUAGGUUUUUCAUCGUUGUUUUCGUUUAAAACGUAUCACAUAGUUUUGCACACUAAAAAAACUAUUUGAUUAUUCAUCAUGGCAGAAAAAAGAUUUCAAGAAAAAAGCAAAAAAUAAGUUAAGUUAUGCAACCCACAAUUCAUACGAUUCUAAUUUUGGUUGGUUCCUAGCUUUUUUAAUACUCUACUAGUUUAAAAAUCGUAUUUUACUGGCCAACAUUUGUAUACAUUUUUACUAAAUAUUAAAGUUUUUUUUUUUCAUUUUUUGUGUAUAUUAUCAGUCAGAACUAAGAAUGCAACUACUUGUGACAAACUUUUCAAACUUGUGACAAAACAACUGAUUGAUCAUCAAUUUUCAACCCCCCCUCCAUUGAAAAAUAUUGCGUCCGCCACUGCCUAUAUGUAUUCAAUGAUAUUAUUCAAAUUAUUCGCGGUGAAUCGGCCCGACAUCAUAGCGAAACGGUACGCGGCCUGCACCGCCGUUACUUUUAUUUAUUUUUAUUUUUUCCGCCCGUACCCGCGGAAUACGUAAUUCCGACCGAGUCGUGGAUUCUGAACUUCAAAAGUUUCAAAAUAUAAUAUAAUGAUAUAGUGUAAAUCAGUUUCGCAUUGAAAUAAUAUACCCUGUGUAUAUAUUAUAGAGCACAUUUCUCUCGCAACCGUAAAAACAAUUUUUUUUUUUUCAUUUUUCGACAUAUACUUACGAUGAGUUACGUACGCGACCGACGAUAUUUGCUUAUGUAUCGAAAAUACGCGACGCAUAAUAAUCAUUUUCGUAUAGAUUAUGUGCUCCGUUAUUUUAUAAACCCAAAAAUAAUGUUCCGAAAAGUACGCCGUGGUCAAUUUAAACGGAGCUAACUGUUGGGGGAGAAAAAAAAAUAUUGUUAUUAUCAUCAAUUAUUUAAACGAUGUACUAGAUAAUAACGUUUUGUUUACAUAUUCUGCAGAGAGCGGGUCUCAGGUCACACAGUCGAAUAUUUAAACUGUACAAAUGCGUAUUUAACGAAUUUGUAUUUUUAAUUUAUCGAUGCGAAAAUAUCCGAAUUCAUUAUUUUCUCAUAAAUUUUUAAAACUGUUGUUGUCACGAUAACAUUAAUAUAUGAACUAGUAAUCGUGGAAUUUGGUAAAAACAACACGUACAAACCCUGCUUGUUUUACGGAAAUGAAAGACAAAAAACAAUAAUAAAUUAUUAUCUGUAGGUAAUUUAUAUUAUUACAGCGUUAUCAAAAUUAAAAAAAAAUCACAAAAACUUUAACACUCUUGUAUGAUAAUUCGUUUAAGGAAACGACUCUCUUCCUAUAGAACAGUGCAGGUUACCGACCUUUUUUACAGAUGGCCAUGAAAAUAUAACAAUAAUACUUGGCUGGUCGGAAUUUAAACGUUUAUUUUUAAGCUAUAAUGGAAUUUCAUAUUUUAUUGUAGGCAUAGUGAUGUACAUAUAUAAUUAUUGAUUAUGUUUUGAUUGUUAUAAAUGAGAAAAAAAUUUAAAGAGUAAACAUGUCGUUUUUAACGCGAGUGUUAAUUUUUGAAAUUUGAAGUUUUUUUGAAAAUUUUUUUUAUUUCGAUUCAAUAAUACUCUGGUAGGCCGAUUAAUUGAUCGCGGGCCUUAGUCGGGGUCACCGCUGCUAUAGGAAAUUCUCCCGUUCAAAUUCCGCGUUGGUCGCGUUCAACAACUUAAAUUUCAACGUAAACGUGACAAUUUGUGCAGUGUUUUUCGACUGUUUCGAUUAACGUAAUUUUGCUCUACGUUUUCCCGUUAGUAUCGCGACCGGGACGGUAAAUGCGAGUACAUCGCGUCCUAUUCUUAACUCUGCGUACAAUAUGUUAUAAGGAGUUUAAGGUAUCCGGAAUACCACGCGGCGAUAAAUAAAACUCCCCUUUUUAUUGUUGUCGAAUAUUUGUACAUAAUAACCGACAUCGUUUAGUAUCUAUGGUCUGCGGUACAAUCGAAAUUGAAAUGCAUGUAAUACAAUAAUAUACCUCUACUUCUAUUUUAUUUUUUUUCUAUUGUCCGCCCGAAACGAUAAAAAUCGUCGCAUGCGCGUUGCGAUGCGUUUUUACAUCUUUCAUGUGACAUUAUAUUAUUAUUCGUUUUUACGAAUGAUAAUGUCUACUAAAUAAACUUGAUGGAUAAUAUACACGAUAAUAAUAAUAUUGUCGUUCUUCGGCUUAUAAUAAUAUAACAUACGACACGUAUAACGGGAAUAAACAGGGAAAUGAACCGGACGCGUUUGAUAUUUAGCACAGUGGCAACUAUAGGGCUCGGAAGUUAUGCAGGAGUUGCAUAUUUUUCUAUACGCGCCGGAUCCGUAGCAGAUCUGCAAGCUAGGAGAUUCUCUCUAUACGCAAUAGAUAGUUUAAAAACCGAACAUUUAAAAUGCAUGUUUUGCAUGGUUCGUCAGUUUCAGAGUAAAAGUACAUAUUUCAUAGAUUUCCGCAUAUUUUAUUUUGUUUACUAAAAAAUUAAUUUUUUUUCCUACCUUAACCAAUAAUGUAUUUUAAAUGGUAUAUGAAUAUUAAAAUGUUAUUUGACCAAGUUAUUUAUUUUUAUUUCUGAUCGUCUCAGUCUAUUAAUUUAACGACAACGGUGUGAUUUAAUCAUUAUCUUUCUUGUGCGUAUUUAACAUUUUUUUCAUGCAUGUUUUAAUUUUUUUAGCUCCUAUAACUUCCGAACCCUAAUGAUAACAGUAUAAUAACAUGGAAUAUCCAUAUCGGAGAUUUGACAUUAUUUUGUUUUAUUUUUUUUUUUAUAUAUUUUUAUAUAUACAUAUGUACUGAAAGCGGCGAUAAAUCAUUUCGAUAUAAUUAAAUUCUGAGCGGAGCUUGGUGAGCCCAGUAAGGUUACAGUUACAGUUUUAGUCGUGAUUUUCAAAAUUAUUGUUUCUUACUCAAAACACAAUAUUUUCUAGGUGUCACUGACAAUGAUAAAUGGCCAACAUACUUCCGGGUCUCGGUCAUAAUAAUUAAUGGUCGAUCAAUCGGUAAGUCGAUUACAUCGAAAUUGAAUUUUGACUUUGACCACUGCAGUGAGGUCGAUUUGUGCAGUAAACAUGAACCGCACGCGUGAAAAUCGACCGUCGUCGUCAGAUAUAAUACAUUUAGACACGCAAUAAUAGUCGGCAUUUAAUAGGCCUAAAUCCAUUGACAUUUACGGUUUGGUACGAUUAUUAACCCUAAACACUUACAGACGUUUAAAACAUAAUUCUGUCGUAAAAAAAAAACCGUGUUUUCGGCGCGCUACGACAUUGUUGGCGGUUUAUUUUUAACUCUAGCGCGACGGUACACCGGAGACGCGCGCGCUGGCGGCCGACGACGUUGGGGUCAGUUCAUUUCUCGCACGCCCGACGGGAAAAUAACACAAUCUCGUAUAACGGAAGCGACGGAGCGCGCAGAGAGGAGAAGUUUAGAGGUUAUGUUUUCCCCCCUCUCUGACUGGCUUAAAAGUACAACGGCCGCGAGUAAUUAUUUGGCGGUUUAACCUCCGACAAUUAUAAUACGAGGGGCACUUUGUAAGAAAAGCGCGAUUUACCCAACAUAAGGAGUCGUCCCAUCGACACAAUGCGUAGUCUACACGUCGACGUCGUAGUAGAAGAUUUGUACGAUUUGUUCGCAAAGUAGUUUUUAUUCAACCAAAUAACUCAAAACCGGCAUCAAAAGACCAACAUUUUAAUUUUUAAUCAUUAUCUGAUUUUUUUUUUUUUUAGAUUAAGUUGGGGAUAUCUGAAUUUUCAUAAUAUUUUUAAUGGAAUAUAAUACGCUUUAUCGCAUUAUGGACCAUGCGAUAAAAACUCCCCCGGUUCGCGCGGUUCAGUAUCAACCUUGUUAGUUUUUUACACAAACCGCUAUACUUUCCCGGUAAAUUUAGACCUGUUCUUGUACGAACCGUUUACAGAAUCGGAUUAGCGUUUCGAAAAUCCUAUAAAACGGCGUAUCGCCAACGCGUUUUCAAACGUACGGAUAUUGAUUCUGGCCUACUCGAAUAACCCUCUCGAUUGAGGUUACGGCGGAAAUAUAUUCGUUUCUUCCGUGGAUUUUCGGUCUUUCCGCUAUCGCCCAGCGGGAACGUCACGCGGCGACCGGAAUCGUGGGCCGCCCGGAUUGACGCGAGUGUCACGUGCAAUUGGCCCAUAUAUAGGCCGGGGGCAUUUUUCUCCACGCUCUCCUUUUUUUUUUUUUUUUUUUUUUUUUUUUUUUUUUUUUUUUUUUAACGAUGAAUUAAUAUUUCUGUGACGUUUAACCGAGUUUAACCAUAUGAAUAGCAGUUCUUCAGCGACCGCGGUCAAUUACACGGAUCGGCGGUGAACGCGAUUGUGUUAUUCCAAUAGACUAAAUAAGAUUGAGGGAGGGGGGGGGUUAAGAGACUAUCGUAUUGUAUACGAUCUUAAACCAGUUGGGUUCAAAACCACUGCGUAUUUCCAAAAACUCCCGCGGUCAAUCCCCCCUCCCCUAGAAAUUCGUUUCUGUUUUCGAUUCAAAUACGUGCAAUCGUAGACCGCGCGGGGCCCCCGGCCCGGAUCGUGUGCACUUGGCCGCCGUUUCUGCGGUUAACCGGACGACGCUGAUGACCGGUCAGUCUUCGUGCGCCGCCGCGUCCGUCUAGUCACGACGCGUUACGCGACGUCCUUGAAAUGUCCCUCGUAUUAUUCGAUCCCGCGGGACCGUGGAUUUCGUCGCGCCCCGCUCGGGGUCUCCGGGGCAUCAUAAUCGAUCGCUCCCGACGAUUCGGCGCGCACCGCCGCGACGCGACGACGUCGUAGUAAUCGUAGUACUACUGCUACUACCACUACUACUACUACUACUGCUACUGGUACCGGUGCUGCUCGCACUACUCGCACUUACGAUUACUACGCCGCCGGUCGUCUGGUGGACGGCGCGCACGCACGCCAUUCGUCGCGCGGCCGCCGUUAUCAGCCGUUCGUCGACCGGUCCGUUCGAAAUUCUCCGCGACGCCGCCAAAAAAUACACGGCGUAUCCCUCCCUCCCCCCCCGGUACUUUUGUUAUUAUUCGACAUUAAUAACGUUGCAAUAUCGUUCCGACGACGGCCGAAAACGAUACGCGAAUAUAAUUUCAACAAUAUCGUCCGACCGUCGUCAGCCGUUAUCGCCCGGAUCGACAAGACGUGUAAACGUAAACGUUGUUUUUAUAUUGUUGCAGUUUACCGCCUGGGUGGACGCCGUGAUAUUCGUGUUCAGCCUGGAGAACGAAGCCAGUUUCAACGCCGUCUACGGAUACUACACGAAAAUGGCGCACUACCGUAACUCCGCCGAAAUACCGUUGAUCCUGGUCGGCACUCAGGGUGAGUAAACAAAUAACGUGUGUACACGGGUAAAUAUUAUUCCCGGCGUGUACGCAGUUCGUAUUAUUCCGUGUAUUUGAGCGCGACCGUGUGUAUGUCGGCGACGACAAUAUUGUCGGUCGGAUCGGGGAGGGGGGGAAGGAUGGGAGGAAUUUUCAAAAAAAAAAAAAAAUGAAAUACAUAAUUAGCUGUCCCGCGCGGUUUAUUGUCCGUCGAACGAGAAAACUGGAAUAAGAAAAAUAAUUAUAAUAAAAACUCGCGUUCCCGUGACUCGUGAUCCCCGAUCCUCUAUCGCCGUGGGUUUGUUGGCCGUGCAUUUGAAAAAGACGGACAAACAUACUUCGCACGUGGGUAAGCCACUGUUGUAGGUGAGAAGUUGGGAAGGGUAGUAGCGGAGAGAUUUGAUGCAAGUCUGUACGCAACGAUAAACCGUUGCUCACGAAAAAAACGAUUCUAAGCGGAAUUCAGUGUUGCUUUGUCAACAAUAUAAUACAUGUCCUAAUAUAAUGGUAACAUAACAUAAUAGGCGUUAUAUAAUGUUUUCUUCGAUAAUAUUCUUGAUUCUUUGUUUAAUGUUGUAUCUAUUUUCCCGUUUUUCCUACGUUUUUCCUAUUUGUUGAGAAAACUCUUGAGAAAAUCGAAAAAUUACCUCUUUAAAGUAUCUCUCCCCGGUCCGAUUUCCUUUCAGUAAAAGUACUACACUUAAAAAUCCGAACAAGAUUUCUGGUAGAAAAGUUGGUCACAGAAAAAAAAAAUAAACAUCUUUGUAAAACCAUAAGCUUCUUCGCUCCACUCAGGAUCUAAAAAUACGUUUUCUUGCCCGUGAUAACAACAAAAUAAACUGCCUAAUAAUAUCGGGGUUUUUCAUCCGUCUCGCCGAGGAAACUUGUAUAUUAAAAAAACAAAAAAAACAGUAGAAUACAAUUUUCUUUCCGAAAAUACCAAAAAUCACGGGUCAUCCACUCUUUAUGAGGUCGAAUUACGGAAUCAAAAAUAACAACCUAUAUUAUGAAAAUAUUCAAUCUCCCAGCGAAGCCCCGUCAAAACCUGUUCGGCCGGUUCAGAGAUUACCCCGGACGUAUGGUCAGACACUGCAAUUUUAUUUGCAGGUAAUUAAAAAGCAGAAGUAUAUAAUUUUUACGUUUUCACAUAUUUUUAUUGAUUUCUCGAAAAAACAAUUUUUUUUUUCUACAUAUUUCGGUGUUUUAGAUUUUUUAGGACACAUUAUAUUUUGGCAUUCUUAUAAAUAUCUGUCCUAAUAAUUACGAUAUAAUCGUUUUUUUCCCCGGUUCGGUGGGCGGUGAAACUGGAAGAUUGGGCCGUCACAUUGUCCUAUAAAUUUAUCGAAUAAUCGACCAAACGGACUCUCUUUUUCUUUUCUUUUUUUUCGUCGCUAUAAGUCCGUCGACCUACAAGCCGACUUAGUUGACCCCCGCCCCCCUCUUUAACUACUAAAUAAAUUAUGAACUAAAUGUAUAGUAUUUAUAUGAUCCAACAAAAUUGUAUCUACAUGAAACCAAACGAGUUUUCGAAAUUUAAACAACUCGCGGAACGUGCAUUGAUUUUACAAUGAUGUUUAUUUAAUUUUUAAUAUUUUUUUUUUUUACCUGUGAACAACUUUUCUACCAGAAAUUCUGUUCCGAUUUUCAAAUAAAGUAACCUUUUCUAAAAGAAAAUUUUUCAGGGGUUUUCAUAAAAAAAAAAUGGGGAAAAACGGGGAAACGUACGAAUUGCAUUAUUUUCAAAUCGUAAACAUUACGGCCUUUCAAAACAUAUAUAACCGAAUUCCGCUCAGAAUCGUUUUUCGUUAGUAAUGAUUAAUCGUUGCGUACAGACGUACAUUAAAUUUUCCCAUUAUCAUACCCAACUUCUCAUCUAAAACAGCGGCCUGCCCAUCGUAUGAAGUGUGUCGGUUUGUUUUUAUUUUUUUUUUUUAAUUAUCUGGAUAUUCAAAACAAUGAAUAUGUAAUAUAUUAAUUCGUGAAAUAUAAAAUAAAAGUUCGAAGUAACGGUUUGACGGAUCGACGAAAGCAGCGUUGGAUUAAAUAUCGGGUUAAAUCACCAAAAGAAAAAAAAAAUGUAUUGUACUAAUAUUAUUAAAUACACUUUGCGUCGAAAUCCGGACCUUUUAUUUUAAUCAAAGACGGUAUACCGAUUUAUCGGUUUUCAUAUAUAAUAAUUCGCUGUAAUCCCUCGUUCUGUACAACCGUAAUAAAAACGUUAAAACUUAACGACCGCAUUUUACUUCUUUCGCAACGUUUUAUGCGAUGUAUUAUACUAAAAUUUGUACGGAUGUUACUCGACGGCGGCGUACGCGCUCGCCACACUGCGCGCCGUGCUAUUUUUUAUACGGCCGUGUAAAAUAUGUCUGUUACCCUGGUCGGAGGCGCCGAAAAUUGGUUUUGCCUACGACAAAUGUCAUAGGUGAAUAAGUGGGUGGACGGGUGGUUCGGUUCGUAUGUGAGUAUAAUGUGAAGGAAAAUAGGGACCUCGAUUUUACUGUAAAAAUUUUACUACAUUAAGUUAUAAUAAUCACUGCUCUAUAUUAUUUCGAAGAGGAUUAUUUUUGUUAGUGGGUGGGACGUAGGUGGUGGGCGGGCGGGUGUAUUGACUCAAAAUAGAAUUGUCAUAGGUGUUAAGAAAUACGUCGGCGCCCCUGACUCUGGUCGUGAUAGACCAAUAAAAAGGCAACGACAAUAUAAUAAUAAUUGUUUUUUUUUUCGUGUUUUCAUUAUUUAUAAACACGCAGACGCCAUAAGUGAAACUAAUCCGAGGAUAAUAGACGACACGAGGGCCAGAAAAUUGGCGGCCGACCUGAAGAGAUGUUCGUACUACGAGACUUGCGCCACGUACGGUUUGAACGUGGACCGGGUGUUCCAAGACGGUAAGUGAAUAAUAUUGAACGGUAUUGGAUGGUUAGGUGAUUUCCGUCAAUUACGUACGGGUGCGCGGGCAUUUUUCAACGAGGUUUUCGGCGUCCGCCGCGUGGCAAAGUCCAACGAGACACCGUCCGGCGGAAAAACGGCUCGUUUACCGUGCGACCGGCAGAAAAUAAAUUAUUCACUUGAUUACGGAUUCAAAAUAUCGUAACAUUUAAUACGGGAAAUACUCCGAGAAAUUUCAAAUAUUUCCGACGGUACCGUUAUGUAAACACGAAAUACGCGCGGUUCGCAACCGAAACUCCGUCGUACACACGUGGCAGUUAUAUUUCGCCACGAUUCCGCAUUGACUUCUCGUCCGGCCAACCACUCCGACAAUUUUUUAUCAAUAUGCAAUUCGGUCUUACGUCCCUUCGCUGUUUGUAUUUAUUUGCAUUCGACUCCGGUUCGCAUUUCACAAAAUCUGUUUCGUCCGUACACUCCAAAUUAAACUCGUACCAUUGUAAACACCGUGUAAAAAUCGCCCGCCAAACGUAAAACGUAUAUUUAUGUAAAUAAACAAUAACGUCCAUCUUUUGAUAGCAUUUUUGAUACUUUUCCCGUAUAGCACCCGUGCUAACAUUGUGAAACAUCGCGAUAUAAAUUUAUUGAAUUCGAAAUGCGCAAUUUUUAUUUCUACUGUUUAUUUAUUGGUUUUUUUUUUUCUUUCAAACCCUUUUUGAUACCCUUUUAAUUGUGUACAUAUCAUGACCGCAGCUUGCCAGAAGAUCAUCCAGCAAAGGCUGUCGGCGUCCACCAACUGUCUGUCGGACUCCAGGUGCUCCACGCCCGCGUCGUCGUCCACCACUCCCGUGGGAUUAUCGUCCGUGUCUUCGUCAUACAACCAUCACCACCUGUCGUCGCCGGCCGCCGGGUCCCGGGGUUUCUCGCAAGCGUCUUCGCCGUCGCCGCCCGUGCACGGCAGCGGCGGCACGUCGCCCGCGCACCACGGCAGUGGCGGCGGAAGCAGCAGCGUGGUCAGCGCGUUCAAGGAGUCCGUGCUCCGGUCCAACCUGUCGUCGACGCUGAACCGACAACCGCUGGAACUGUCCAUAGCGCUGGACAACAAUAACGUGUCGAAGACGACGACAUUCGACGGUCUGUCCGUGCCCAUCAAAGACCUGCCCACGCCCAGUUCCACGCCCACGACCACCCGGAAAACGCGCCGGAGGUCCAAUCUGUUCAAUCCGUCCAAGAAGGACGACAAAAACCGGUGCCUGACCACCAGCGAGCUGGGCAGCGGCCGGGCGAUUCCGCUCAAACAAGGUUACCUGUACAAGCGCAGCAGCAAAGGCCUGAACAAGGAAUGGAAGAAGAAAUACGUAACGCUGUGCGACGACGGCCGUCUGACGUACCAUCCGAGUUUGCACGUGAGUAUUGUUUUUCGUUUCCCGCCUCCUCGUCGAGAAUUAUCGAUUUAUUUUUACGUUGUUUUUCGCAGGACUACAUGGAGGACGUGCACGGCAAAGAGAUAUCGCUGCAGUACGUCACGGUCAAGGUGCCCGGUCAAAAGCCCAGGGGCUCGAAAACGAUCAUGUCCCUGUCAACGUCGUCGUCGGCCUCGGCCAACCACCAUCACAGUACUAACGGCGGGCUGUCCGAACACUUGUCUAACAUAUCGAUAUCGAAUUUUCAAAUGAAAGACAAACGGACGGCCGACAAAGUGAUGCUUACCGCCUUCGAGCUCCUAAAAGAGCCUAGCUAUAAAAACGGCGGUUCCGCGUGAGUUGUUUAUUUUUGUUGGCAUUUUUAUUUCGCCACCGUAUGGUAAAGGAACAAUCACGAAACAUUGCGUAUUUUUUUUUUAUUUUUUUGCGUACAGUAACAGCGACGAAUCGACCAUCGGCGUUUCGAAUACUUCGUUGUCCGUGAACAACGGUGAACUCAAAGCCGAAACGCCCAACGUGAAAAAAAGACACAGGCGAAUGAAGAGCAGCAACAUCAAGAACCAAGAAUGCGAAGGUUUGUCUUCAAUGACGCAUACACAAUAUGUCUGUUGUCUACACACUCUAUGGUGCGAGUGAUAACGACGAUUUUUUUUUUUAUCGUAGACACCGACGGAUAUGAGUUCCUGAUCGUCUCGUUGGACAACAAACAGUGGCAGUUCGAGGCUAACAGCUCGGAAGACCGGGACGAAUGGGUGGCCGCCAUCGAACAACAAAUACUCAACUCGUUACAAGUACGCGUAGUUCUGCCACGCCGUUCGGCGAAUAACGUUAAUUCACAUAUUAUUUGUGAUUCGAUUGUUUUUUUUUUCGUCCGCAGAGCAACGAGAUCAUUAAAGUGAACGUCGGUGGCAAGUUCGGUUCGUCCUGUAACCGGACGGAGGACGUGCAAAACAUCCGGACGCGGGUGCCGGGCAACGGCCAGUGCGCGGACUGCAAUUACCCUAAUCCCGAUUGGGCCAGUUUAAAUCUUGGAAUACUCAUGUGCAUCGAAUGUUCCGGCGUGCAUCGGAACCUGGGCUCGCACAUAUCCAAAGUGCGGUCGCUCGACUUGGACGGAUGGCCGUGAGUACAUUUAUAUAUACGCAUACCGUGUAUAAAUACCAGAUACCUGUAUAUUAUAUGUGUAUAUCAAUAGUCCCAGAGAAGAAGGACUCGAGUCAAUUGUCUAUUAAUUGUUUUAAAUAAAAGCGAAUUCAAUUUCGAAAAUUUCUAAAUGGUCUAACCUUAAUGUUGCGUUUUAAACGUAUUAUAAUCACUAUUAUUGAUUUAAGAUAUUUUAAUUUGUAGUAUACCGUGACGUGUUAGAUUGCACACACUCCUUAUGUCAUUCAUACCGAAAAAUCGCGCGGGACUAAAUUAUAUAAAAAAAAAAAAAAAUUCUGUGCAUAGUUUAUUAUAGCGGAAAAUAAAACUCCGCGAAAUAGUUGCUUAUUUCCCCGCGUUUUUUCUUCCCCAGACCGUCGCACCUGAAGGUAAUGAUGGCAAUCGGCAACGAUCUAGCGAAUUCCGUUUGGGAGUCCAACGUCCGGACAAAUCGGACCAAACCCAGCCCGGGUUCGAGCCGGGAGGAAAAAGAACAGUGGAUUCGCAGCAAGUACGAAACCAAAGAGUUCCUACCAGCGAUAGCCCACACGCCCAGUCUCUCACAACAGCUAAUUGACGCCGUUUACAGGUUAGUAUCCGGUACAUGGCGAACGAAAAAUAUGUCCAUCGAAAACCUUUUAUAAUUUGUAUGUUUUGAAAAAAAAAAUAUACAAUAAUAUAUAAAUAUAUAUGUUUGAAUACAAUUUUUAUAAUUGAUUUUCGGUUUGCAGACCACAAUCACUUAGUUAAAAGCAAUUUGUUUCAACGACUCCGUUAUUUUCAGGUGUGACAUGAGAUCCCUCACACUCGUAUUGGCCCAUGCCAGCCCCGAUCAGGUCAAUUGUGUCGUCAGCCACCGGGACCUGCGAACGCCAUUGCACCUGGCCUGCUCCAUGAUAAACCUUCCUAUAGCUCAGCUACUCCUAUGGGUAAGUGUGAAAGUGAAAUGUCAUCAAAGCCAAAAAAAACCAUUAUAAUUCUUGGAGAUUUAGUUAUUUUUUUUUAAAAAAUUACUCCAGAGAAAUGUAAACAAUAGUGGAUUGUAGAUGCGUAAAAUCAUUCGAAAUCAUAUUACCUUGGAAAAUUAUUAAUAUGUAGGAAACACAAACGCGUAAUAAAAUAAUAUGUUGUACAAUAAACAAUAAAUAAUCUGUAUAUUUUCCAUUUUAUUAUAAUGCGACAUAAUAUUAUUUAAUUGUCCAGUGGUUUUGGGUUCAAUAUUUUUUUUUAAUAUUAGCUAUUACGUUCAAUAUGUUUGAGAAAAAGUUUAUAAACUGAUAUUCCCGAGCAUCUAACGCGCUCAAUUUCUUUGUUAAAUCGUUCCAAUUUUUUUAAAUAUAUUUGUGUCUAUUUAUGUUUUUAUAUUUUUUCCUGUUCACAGUACAAAGCUAACGCCAAAUCCAUCGACCACGAAGGACGCACUUGUGUGCAACACGUACGGACGGCUUGCCGAAACGGCACGGCGUCCAUCCAAGAUGCUGGCCCGCUCACAGAACUGCUCGUGCAAAAUGGCUGCCCCGAUAACAGCACCAGCACGUUAACCAGACCCCUCGAUAUACUACCGUCCAGCGUUAUCUGAUUUCUCUCUUCUCCCAAUGUACUCAACAAUAUUAUAUUAUUUUCGGCACUCCCAGCCCCCUCUGACAGUGUAUCAUGCAAACUAAUAAUGUAUAAUAUUAUAUAAUAGUGGGUAUAGAUUAUGUACAUGAAAAAAAUUGAAUAUUAUGAUAAUAUCGACUAACGAAUACCACACUGUGAUAACCUCGUAAAUGUAAUUGUUUAAAAUAACCGCGUCCAUAUUAUGUGUCGUCUAGUCGUUUGUUCGAUUCGUUUGUAUCAGGGUAACGACACAAAAAAAAUUAAAAUUAAAAUAUUAUGGAUAUCCAUAUCGACCUGCAUUAUUAUUAUUAUUAUUAUUAUUAUUAUUAUUAUUAUUAUUAUUAUUAUUAUUGUUUAUUAUUUUUUAACAAUUAUUAUUAUUAUUAUUAAUUAUUAUUUUAGGCGGCUUAUAUUAUUUUAGACUAUUAUUAUUAGUUAUUACCUAUAGUUGUAGGUAUAAUAUAAAAAAAAAAAAAAAAAUUAAAAUAUAUUUAUAUAAAUCCUAAUUAUAUUAUUAUACGUGCGUAUAAAAUAGGUUUGUUAUGAUUUUUAAAUGAUUUUUAAUCGUUUAUUUAUUUAUUUUAUUUUUUUGCCUCUUAUUUUCUUUCUGUACUGUACCUAAGGUUUUGAGAAAAUCAAUUAUUAUAUUUUGUAUUUGAAUCUAUGAAACCUACAUUACUGAUUUGCGCUUAGUGUUUUGUUUUUUUUUUUCUAAACUAGGUACAUAUAUUUAAUAUGUAUCCAAUAUUAAGAACCCUCUCCCAUCUCGUUAACUGUGUUGUCAAUGAUAAUAAAUUUAUAAUUGUAUAAAAACCAAAAUCUUUUUUUUUUCUAAUUAUACUCGCAAAAGCUUCUAGAGUGCAUACUGUAUACCCCCCAUUGAUAUUAUUCUUUCACAACCUAUAUAAUAUAAAUAUUUAUUUUUUCACAACUAUAACUAUAUUAUGUCAAUAAAUCAAUAUGCA
Messenger RNA from Cinara cedri, 65967 nucleotides. The record is from the annotation of a GenBank genome assembly. NCBI's taxonomy places the organism in Eukaryota, Metazoa, Arthropoda, Insecta, Hemiptera, Aphididae.